AUGUGUUCCUCUCUGACCCCGGAAGUGAAGCCCUCUUGCCGUCGCUCAGGAGGAAAAAGAAGCAUGCAGGUCUCCAGCCUCAACGAGGUGAAGAUCUACAGCUUGAGCGCCGGACGGAGCCUGCCUGAGGUGAGAACACCGGAGCCCCGCCCGCCUGCCUGCCUCUCCCCCCCCCGUCGGUUCCCCCUCGCGCGCCUCCUUCAUCUACACACGAGCGAGCUCCUUCCCACGCACCCCGUGCCUUCCCUUCUCUCUCCCUUCUCUUCCUCCACCCCUUUUUCAGUUCCCGAUGGAUGCGCAGAAAGUACAUAGGUACCAACAGGGGUCUGUAGAUGAUCCCGAGCGACUGCUAAGCAUCUCUUGCUUUCUGCACCCUUUUAUUUUUUAUAUAUAAUUGUUAUUAGGUUUUUUUAAAACAUAUUUUCAACAGUAAUUAAACGUACUUUUACAUCUUAUUCAAAUUUUUGACUUCCAUCAAUACUGUCUGAAAAUUUCCCAAUCUAAUCUCUCAGUAUGCAUUUAUUAUCUUCCCUAUUACAUUUCAAACUCAUAGCCAAUAUCUCUAUCUUUUUCUACUUUGUAACACUUCGUAUAUUUCUCCUUACAAAACUUCUUGUAGUCCUACUAGCGUAAUUUCUUGAUUACAGUUGCUCUUCAAAUAAUUCAUAUACUUCUUCCAAUCUUCUGUAAAUCUCUGGUCCUGCAGGUUUCAAAUCCUUCCUGUCAUUUUGUCCAAUUCUGUUUUCUGCACCCUUUUAAAGAGGCACAAGUCACAUCCAUAACACCAAAUUUUAAAGCACGUGGGUUCCCCACCCCCUUCCUCCUCGCGAAAAGAAUCCUGCAAGGUUUUUUUUCCCUUAAUGUUGGACGGACAGUCAUUUAUUUUAUUUUAAACGGCUCCUUCCUGCAUUGGCUACUCAGUUUGCUGGGUCUGCUGGCUGCAAAAAAAUAAUAAUAAAAAUUCACAUUUGCCUAGUGUGCACAAGCUUCUAAGCUCGGAACAGUUGCUUGUUCGCCUGCUUUCAUCUUUCUGAGCAAAACAGCUGGGGAGCUUAAAGUUUCAUGACCAGUGGGAGUGUCUGUUUGUAGCUGGUUGCUAUACAUAUUUAUAUGUAUAGUGAAAUAUUAUAUUGUGGAAUUUUAGUGGUGUGCCUGGGUGCCUAGGUCAGUGGCUGUUCAGCAGUACAUCUGAAUGCUCAAUCUAAGACACAUUUCACAGAUCAUCAUCAUCGUUUGAUUUGCCAUGCCACCUUUCCGUAUUCAAAACCAUGCCCAUGAAAUGUGUCUUUGGGUCUCUGCUACAGCACAGUCAUCUUUGUUGUAAACAAAAUCUCUGCCCUUUUUCCCUUACGGGGUAUCCAAGAGCCCAUAUAGAGUCCUUAUGUAGGUUCCCUAUUGGUAGGAGAAAAUAACAGAGGCCAACUAGAGCAUAUUGAGAAGCAAAGCAGCUAGUAAGCUUGAUAUUUAUUGAUCUGCUGCAACAGGGUGCUCCCCUCACACAGGAAAGGAGGAGGAACCCAGAACAAUGGCGCGCAAGGCCUUUAUGACUUUUGAAAUUGCCACCCUGUAGAUCAAGACCACCCCCAGAAACAUCAUACAUACAUCACAGAAGGGGUGUAACCUAAGACCACCCCCCAGAUACAUCAUACCUACAUCACAGAAAAGGCGGUCUAAAACAGAAAUUUGAAUGUUUUUCCUGUUUGCCAGGUUAUCUGAUUGCCUUUCCUGAUUGCCUUCCCUGAUAGUCUGUCACCCAUUAUCUGAUUGCCUUUCUUGAUAGUCUGUCACCCAUUAAAAUGCUGAUUACUCAAUUCCUGAGUCAAUGGGAAGGCUCCCUGACCCCCCCCUUGCAGGGAAAACAUUUGGUCAGUUUGGGAAUCAAAAUGGUUUCAGGUCAGUCUUCCUGUGCUGAUCUAUGUACGUGCUUAGUUGGUACACUUAUGAACAUUACCAUAUAUCUAAGACCUCAAAAUUCCUAUCACAUCUUCAAAGUGAUUUUCUCUGUUUUAUAUUGAUUUAAUACUGGAACUUUUAACUACCCUGCUGCAUAAUUGUUUGUUUGCUUGCAUUUAUUGCAUUUUGUUUUUAACCUCAUAUGGACUGCUCUGGGAGCUCUUUGGCUGAACUUCCUUAAAUAUAUGUGAAAUAGGGCUUAUAGAGCAUAAUAGUUUGAUUAUCAAUCUUAUUUUGAAGGCUAUAUAGUACCAUCUCUGUUUUUAAUAAACAGAGUUUUUAAUAAUAUAGUAAUAAAUUUUAUUUAUAUCCCGCCCUCCCCAGCCAUAACCGGGCUAACAUCAAAAUAUAAAUACAUUAAAACAUAAAAUUCAGCAAUCGACUGAAAUACAGCUUAAGAUCGGAUCAAAAUCAAAUAAGAUUAGAAGGCAACCCGCAAAUUAUGACUAUGGGGGCUGGGAACUUUUGGACUCACCAGGCUCAGCUAUUUAUAUUUUUGCCCAUUUAACACUAACCCUCUAUGUUCUUUUCUUUUUCUUACAGUGGCUUUCUGAUAGAAAGAAGAGAGCACUGCAAAAGAAAGAUGUUGGUGAGUUACCCUCAUUGUACAAUGUAAAGGGCACUGCAAGAUUAGCUUGGGUGCCAUUUCUGUUUUCAAAGAGUCAUCUGAUGGUGCUUAGCUGGAAGGGGGUUGCUUGGAUCUUACCUUAAAGCUGGAACAGUUUGUUUUAUGCUAAACUUUAAGCCAGGCAUGGGAAACUAGUGACACGCUGAAUGGUGCUGGACUACAGCUUUGAUUCUCUCCGACUAUUGCCUAUUCCGGCAUAAAUCAGGAAAAAGAAAACAUGGCAUCUCUUCUUGCCAUCUUCUCGGACUGAAAAGCAAAAGCAGUACAGAGUGGAAGUUCCGCUCACGCCAGCAAUCUGUGCUGGAAUGUAAACAGACAUGUGGCACGCAACAAUCCCAUGUCUGCAGCAAAAGGUGGAAUGGAAUCCCAACAGGAAGAUGGAGUCCAACAACAUUGGGACACCCCUUUCCCCCGUCCCUACAUUCAGCAUUUUUCCCCUUAAGUACUUUUGGCAGUACUUUUGAAAGUGAAAACUUUUUAUUGUGAUGUAUUGAUUAGGCAAUGUUUCAUAUAACUCUUUUAAUUUAAAGGUAUUUCUAGGAGAAUUGAACUUAUCCAAGAUUUUGACAUGCCUGCUGUUAGCACCAAGAUCAAGGUAUCACGGGAUGGGCAGUACGUGAUGGCAGCUGGUGAGUAUGCGAACAUUCAGGUUUUUUCAGUCUGCUGCUAGCUGUAACAGUGUGUCUGCACUGAGUUGUAAAGCACUAGUAACUCUCACAUUGGAUAUAUUAUGGUUGAGGAAGACUGGGCUCUGAGAUUGAAACUUCUGUUGGACAGCAAAGCUAGUAGCUGGCAAAGGAUAGCAUGGCAGGAAGCAUAUCUUUGUUUGAGGGCUUAAAAUUUCCUUUUGUAGUAUUAAAAUGGGACUUUGGGGACCUGCAAACAAUGAGUUAGAUUCAGAAAAGGUAUGUCUCAAUCCAAGCUCACCCCUCCCAGUGAUAAGGCUUUAUGGUGUUACUGCAGCAUCCACAGGCCCACUGUUCACAGCAGCAGAGGGUGUGGGGACAGGAUGAUCAGCCCCAAAUUGGGCCUAGUGCCAUCAUGUAAUGGUAGUGAGACUGCCUCAGGAUCCAACCACGUUUUGGGGUUUCUGCUGGCUCCUACUGACAGGAAUCCCAGCAGUGGGCUUCCUUUCAACAUGUUUGGCAGCUGGCAGGGGGCGAUCCCCUCCCAAACUCAGCAUAAGGCUGGGAGCUAUUGGAUUGUUUGGUUAGUUGCACUUAGAUGUCCUUCAGUUCAGUGGUACAAGUUAGUUAUGACUCAAUUUGGAUUGAUUACAAUUGGAACAAAGCACAGCUAACUGAGUCUGGACUCAAUAUCAUAUCUCACUUACCUUCUAGUCCCUUUUGCUCAUUUACAACACUCGCGUGUUGCAAUCACAUCCCUCCAGAGUAUCAUCUCUGCAUAGUUUAGAGCAGGGGUCAGGAAACUUUUUCAGCAGGGGGCCAGUCCACUGUCCCUCAGACCUUGUGGUGGGCCGGACUGUAUUUUAGAGGGGGGGAAAUGAACGAAUUCCUAUGCCCCACAAAUAACCCAGAGAUGCAUUUUAAAUAAAAGAACACAUUCUACACAUGUAAAAACACGCUGAUUCCUGGACCGUCCGUGGGCUGGAUUUAGAGGGCAAUUGGGCUAGAUCUAGCCCCCGGCCGUAGUUUGCCUACCCAUGGUUUAUUUUUAUUUUUUUUAAAUGAUAUUUAUUGAAAAAUUUUUAGAAUUACAAAAGAAAACAAGAUAGAAAAAGAGAAAGAAAAAACAAAGAAAAAACAAACCACAAUACAAAAACAAUACAAAUUAAUAAAAAUCAAAAUCAAAAAAUAGCACAACACGAUCAAAAGACAAAAAUAUACCACAAACAUUUAAAAACAAAUCCAUUAUUCUCAAAUCCUUAACUGUCAUUACCUUCUUUCUUUGACCUCCUCCUCCUCCCUUUUUUUGUAUCCUAGUUGUUAAUUGUCGCAGCAAAUCCUUUCCAUAUUUCAUAAUAUUCUGUCAUUACAUUACCUUAAUCUAUUUUAAUCUAAUCUUAUUAUAAAAAACCUUAAAACCUAAAACUUAAAUCUUAUUUUUACCAACUUCUCAUAACCAUAAUAUUCUUACAUAAUUCUUUAAGCAUUUUUGCUAAAGCCAAAUAAUUUCGUUCCAACAUUUUUCUAACAUUCAUCAGUUUUAUAAAACAAUCCUAAUAAUAAAAAGAAAUAAAAAAAAUCCAAUCUUCAUCCAGCGUCUCUUCCUCCUGGUCCCAGGUUUUGUCAGUCCUUUUAUCUCAUCAAUCUAGCGCAUUAACCUGGUAAUCUUAUAUCCGAGGCCCUUAAGUCCCUUCCAUGUCCCUUCCGUGGCUCUUCUUCAUAUUUAUAACUGUAUUUUCCUUUGUCUCCUGCUCCUUUCACUCGUGGGAACUCCAGCUUAGCAAUGUUUUUGACCCUUCUCGACAAAUCAGCCCCUUUUCCAUAGUCCACACUAAACUCCAUGUGGUAUUUAAGAACAUGUUUCAAAGUCUCUCCAAAAUUAAGAGCCCCCACAACCCCAAACAUCUCACGGCCCAUUGCCAGACUUGAAAAGUCCAAACAUCCCUGCAUAGGGGGGUCUGUCCAACCCCCCAUUUCCAAACCAACCCAAACUUUAUCUUUCCAAAUCUGGCUUUUUCCAAGUUCAUUUGUCAAAUCCAAAAGCUCAUGUUCCUGCUGGGCCACAGCUCCCUCCAUCUCUGGCGCCCAAGAUUCAGCAACAUCCUCUUCCCUCAUCUGUUCUGUCAGGGCACACUCCUGAUUUAAUUCCUGAGUGGGCUCCAUAUAAUUUCCCACUGCCUGUUCAAAAUUUUUGAUUGCAUCAGUCAUCAAGUCCGUCUUCUCAUGUAGCUGUUCCAGUAGGGCACUUGUUUUACAGAGAGCACACAGCAGAGCUUCUGAAUACAUUGACCUUCAAGGUCAGAAGUCUAUUCCCGCGAUCGUAAUCUGUAACAGCUGCAAGCUCCCCGAUUCAGAAUUAGUUACAGUUUCACAGGCUCCCUCUAGGGGAAAAGCUUCUAUUUGUUCUUUUCUUUUAAAGACAAAUCUAACAACAAAGUUUCUUUUUUCAGAUAUUUUGUCAAUAUUUGUUCCUUUAAAAUGCGAAGGGGAACAAUGGAAUCACUAUGUUUCUCUUCUUUUAGCUAUCUGUCAAAAACGUUUGUCUCUGGUCAAUGAGCUUCAAAAAACGUCAGUCCUGACACCCCGCUCCAGGAUCAAGACGGUGGAAAGUUACUUUACUUUACACUCACUUCUGCAGGUUUAAACAGUUCAGAAAAAAUCCCCCCUCUUCUCCUGCUUCCGAAGGGGGUUCAGCAAUCUUAAAUGAUGAAAGUUAGUCCUUUACAAGUGAUUUUCUGAGCUCUAGUUUGCCAUGUCUUUGCUUUAAUCUAUCUACAAAAAAACGGAAGGCUGACUUCCUGUUUAGGCCUUCCCGUUUCAGUGCCAAAUUGAAAUAAACUUUUAAGUCCAAUUUUCCUUUCUGCACGCAAGUCCUUAUUUAGAGUCCAAUUGUCCGAAAUUUAAGUACUCACGGGUGAUUGUUUUAGAAGCCAAAUUGUCCCAGGAAAAAGGCAGCGCUCUCUGGCAACGGCUGUGCGGCUUCGCUCCACGGAAGAAGCAGUUGACUCUCAGCACCGCGCCACUUCUCCCUCUUCGCUCCGGAGCCCAUUAGUGGGUUCCUUUGUGGGUUGGGGGGGCGCUAAAGGUGCCCGCCGAGUCCCAUGGUCACAGGCUUCAUCCGCCUGUGAUUUUUGAAAGGGUCCCCGCUUCGCCGUAGCGGGAAAGACCCAUUUCCCGUGGAGCUAGUCCCUCCAGAUCAGAGGGAAUCCACCAUUACCGAUGGCGCCACCCCGGAAGUCUGCCUACCCAUGGUUUAGGCAGGGGUGCCCAAACUUUUUUCAAAGAGGGCCAGAUUUGAUGUAGUGAACAUGCGUGAGGGCCAACCGAAGUUGUUGAGCUUUUUGGGGGAUUUUACCCCAGGAAAUAAACUGCUACAGGGGCUGGAUUAAACCAACCGGCAGGCCAGAUUAGGCCCCUGAAACAGACUUUAGACAUGCCUGGUUUAGAGAGUCUUCCAUGAAUCCAAGAGUGAAGGUUUUCAGUGGGUAACCUCUGCUUGUAGAGGCAGUGAAAUAGUGCUUAUAGAGGAUCUCCCUGCUCCCUGCUCAAUCAGGAUCCUAAAAAUAACACACUGAAGGGAGCAGGGUUUGGCUGUGUACUGCUCCUCCCAAACUGCUGAAUGUUACCUCUGCUGCUCCAGUCUGUUACACAUGCCAGCAUCCAUCUACAUAGAGGUUUUCUCAUUCAGCUAGCUAACUAGGUAUCUAUAUCUAAGCUUGGUUCGAUGUGCUUUUUUUUGCCUUGAUCUUUGGGGUUUUAUUCCGACUGUAUUCCCCCCCCCCCCCCGCAGCCCUUUAUUGGAAGGGUACCCCAUAGCAACCUUGUCAGUGUGGCCCAUUCUUGCAUACUUGAUUCCUAUAAUUUUCAAAAGAAUGUAAGGGAAUUUACCUGUCCGUUCUGUAGAAUUCCAUAGAGAUAUAAUACCAGUUUUGAAAUAAGACUCUGCAAGGGUUAGUAUUUGAUUGCUAUUAAUGUGCUAUUUUGUCCAGUUAAUAGGAAUCUUGUUUUUUAAUGGACUGGGUCAUGUUAAAAAUUAAGUUAGGUGGAAUUCCUGUGAGUUCAGCAGCAUAAGGCAUUUUGAAUUUGUUUAUUUCUAUAUAAAUCAUUACAAUUAUUUAUAUACAAACAUUUUUUAAAAAAAUUAAAUUGUGCCACAAUCCUAAAAAUAAGUUAUAUUGGUUGAUUGGUGUUAUUGUCGCGAAGGAACAAAAAAACACACUUAUAGGGGCAGAGUUGCAGCUCUUUUUUUAAAAAAAAAUGAUAUUUAUUAAAAUUUUAGAAAAGAGAGUUACAUAAAAACAAGAAAAGCAAAAACAAAAGACAGAAAUAAAAAUACAAGAAAAAUACAGAAUAAAAGAAUAAAAAAACACUUAAAAAAUAAAUCAAUCAAUCUUUCCAUGCCUUACAUUCAUAUCCUUGUUUCUCUGACCUCCUCAUACCUCCCUUUUUUGUAUUCCAAUUCAAUUAGUUAAUUCAGCAAUUUCUUUCCCUCUUUAUUUUCUCUUAAUCCUUUAACUUAAUAUACUAUAACUUUAAAUUUUCACCUGUUAUCAAUCCAUUUUUACAUACAGUGGUGCCCCGCAAGACGAAUGCCUCGCAAGACGGAAAACCCGCUAGACGAAAGGGUUUUCCGUUUUGGAGGUGCUUCGCAAAACGAAUUUCCUAUGUGCUUGCUUCGCAAGACGAAAAUGUCUUGCGAGUUCCUGCGGGGUUUUUUUUUCCUUUCCCCCCCCAGUUUUCCCACGCCGCUAAACCGCUUAUAAGCUGAUGGCUAAGCCGCUUAACAGCUGAUGCUAAGCCGCUAUCAGCUGAUCGUUAAGCCGCUUAUCAGCUUAUCGUUAAGCCGCUUAUCAGGUGAUCGUUGCCGCUUAUCAGCUUAUCGUUAAGCCGCUUAUCAGCUGAUCCACUAAGCCCGCUAAGCCGCUAAUACUGUAGCACUAAUCCGCUAAACCGCUAAUGGGCUUGCUUCGCAAGACGAAAAAACCCGCAAGACGAAGAGACUCGCGGAACGGAUUCUUUUCGUCUUGCGAGGCACCACUGUACACCUUUAUAGCAUUACUGCUUAAACCACCUAACUUCAUUCUAACAUCAUUCUAACAUUCAUUAAUUUUGCAAUAUUUCUGUAGAUAGUCUUUAAAUUUCUUCCAAUCUUCUUCCACCAACUCUUCUCCCUGGUCUCGGAUUCUGCUAGUCAUUUCCGCCAAUUCCAUGUAGUCCAUCACCUUCAUCUGCCAUUCUUCCAGAGUGGGUAGUUCUUGUGUCUUCCAAUACUUUACAAUAAGUAUUCUUGCUGCUGUUGUGGCAUACAUAAAGAAAGUUCUGUCCUUCUUUGGCACCAUUUGGCCGACCAUGCCCAGGAGAAAGGCCUCUGGUUUCUUCAAGAAGGUAUAUUUAAAUACCCUUUUCAUUUCAUUAUAAAUCAUCUCCCAGAAAGCCUUAAUCCUUGGGCACGUCCACCAAAGGUGAAAGAAUGUACCUUCAGUUUCUUUGCAUUUCCAACAUUUAUUAUCGGGCAAAUGAUAGAUUUUUGCAAGCUUGACUGGUGUCAUGUACCACCUGUAAAUCAUUUUCAUAAUAUUCUCUCUUAAGGCAUUACAUGCCGUAAACUUCAUACCUGUGGUCCAUAACUGUUCCCAGUCAGCCAUCAUUAUAUUAUGUCCAACAUCUUGUGCCCAUUUAAUCAUAGCAGAUUUCACCAUUUCAUCCUGAGUAUUCCAUUUCAACAGCAAGUUAUACAUCUUUGACAAAAUCUUAGUUUUGGGUUCUAACAGUUCUGUUUCUAAUUUUGAUUUUUCCACCUGGAAGCCAAUUUUCUUAUCCAAAUUAUAUGCCUCCAUUAUCUGAUAAUAAUGAAGCCAGUCUCGCACUUUGUUUUUAAUUUCUCAAAACUCUGCAGUUUCAAUCUAUCUCCAUCUUGUUCCAAAAUUUCCCAAUAUUUCGGCCAUUUGGCCUCCAUAUUGAGCUUUUUCAGAGCCUUCGCUUCCAUCGGUGACAGCCAUCUUGGAGUUUUAUUUUCAAGUAGAUCCUUAUAUCUUAUCCAAACAUUAAACAAUGCUUUCCUGACAAUAUGGUUUUUAAGAGUUGCAGCUCUUUUUGAACAACCAUUCAUGUCCAGGUCAGAAACUUUUUCAAGACCCGAAUCAUAUUUUCUCUGUGAGACAAAUCAAUUCAAGAGUAUUAAAACAAAUUUUCUCACAUGUCAAAAACACUAUUUUAUUUUGUGUUUUGAACAGGGACGUACAAACCAAGGAUUCGAUGUUACGAUACUUACCAGUUAUCGAUGAAAUUUGAAAGAUGCAUAGACGCUGAUGGUAAGUAAACCCUAAUUAUGAUGGAAACUAAUAUACAAAACAUAUUAACAGGGCAGUAGAAAACAGUGCAAUCCUAUGCAUCUUUAUUAGGAGGGAAAUCCCACUUCGUACAAUGUUAUAAUAUUUAUUGAGCUAAGUUGCUUUGUGACUCUAAAAAAAAUAAAAAGCAACCAACAAACGAUAACUCAGUAGUAUUACAGCUGGACUUAUUCACAGAUAAGUGUGUGUAUCGUUCUUCUACAACCUGAUGCCCUCCAGAUCUUUUUGAUUACAGUUCCCACCAUCCUUAGCCAUUGACCAUGCUUACUGAGACUGAUGGGAUUUGUAGUCCAAAAGGGCUGGAAGGCACCAGGCGGGAGAAGACUGAUGUACAGAAUUGCUUGCUAAGUGACUAGAUCCUGUGUUGCUACUUGCCCCAAUUGUGCUUUCCAUGUAGAUCAGAGUGGGGUUUAUUUUGAGUAGCGCACGUGCCAUUUGCCUUUCUUUGGAAAGUAUGUUAGUAUACACAUGAAUGCAAAAAGUUAUACAUUAGUAUAUAUAUAAAGAAAUUUGAGAGUGUAUUGGAGGUUGUAUUUUUGUGAAAUCGAGAUAAUGAUCAGUCCUUGGCAGGAUAUUGUGCUACUAUAUUGGCUUGUGUUUGUUGCUUACCUGGAGCAAGUAGCAUGGAUGGUGGUAAGCUAUGGUGCCUGCCAAGAGUACACUGUCACAUGUUUAGUGUUGCUUGAAAUGGGAGCCAGCGGCAGCUGCCAUCAUGUUAAUUCAUGCAUGUGGCUCUGCUUCCUUCUGUUGGAACUUGCGCUACGACCGAGCUGGAAAAGCUCAUCCUCCAGUCGAGUCUUCCAGAAUCACCUCUGAUGAUGAUGAUUAACGACCUGAGCCUUUGAUAAGGCUCCAAGCAAGUUCCCUCAUUACGCAGAGUAUCCAGCAGCAGGGAAGGACGAGAAAUAUGAGCUACAAUGUAAAGAGUUUUAUUUCUAGUUACGCAGUCAGAAAAGAAACAUCCUCUCUCUGUGAGAGCAGAGAGCAACUGGAAAAGAAACAGGAAACCAGUAACAUCACAUCCGUCUCCCGUAUUCCGUGAGGCUUCCAACAGUCUGGAAUGCCUGGAAUGCAAAACAGAGUCUUGUGACUCCAAGCACUGCACAGUGGCAACACACAGAAACCUAACAUCCUCCCCCUUUCUGUGAGCACCACUGGGCAGUGUAUGAUGUACAAUCUCAGUACAAACCCAAUUUCUGUACAUAGGUACAGUCUUGAUCCCUUUGAACAACCUUGGACAAUAAAUCAGCAGGAAUUUCAUUACCUGGCAUGUAGGACACCGUUACGAGUCCUUUCUGAACACAUUCCCUAGCAUGUUGCAGCUUCAAUUGCAAGUGCUUUGUGCUUUGCUUACACCCUUCAGAAGUCAGCAAAGCCAAACAUGCUUUGUUGUCCUGAUAAACCUGGACAGUGGCAACACACAGAAACCUAACACCUUCCUGGCUAUUAACAGGGAUGGGGAAUCUGUAGCCAUUCAGAUGUUUUUGGACUCCCAUCAGCCCUGGCUAGCAUGGUUGAUAGCCAGGGAUACAACAUCUGGAAGGUCAUCCCUUAUUUGUAUGCUACUGAUUCUGUAAGGCAAAUAGAAGUUAGCCAUGGAGGUUGCAAUAGCUCGCCAACACUUCCCUUGGACCUUUGAACCCCAAAAUGAGUAACAGUGGAAAACCUUCCUCCUAUGGCAGGAGGAUGGACUUAAUAAUUGGUCAGUGUCCCCUUCAGUGGGCUCUCAGAUCCCAGUGAGAUGGUGGCAUGGACAGAAACAGCACUAAGGUGGCUGUUCUCGCAGCAGACUGCAAACAGAGCAUUGCUAAUGGUUUUGCUUGUUUCAAUACACACUCUGCUUUGGUUUUAAGGGAAGAAGGGAGACAGACAGACAGGAGCAUUGUGCGAUGAAAAUUGAGGUUGUGCGGUUUAUAUAAGAGUUUCUUAGUGACUCCUAUUUAUAAUUGUUUUUCAUCUCCACAGUCAUUACGUUUGAUAUUUUGUCAGAUGAUUACUCAAAGGUACGUCUCCUUUUAAUGUUUAUAUCAUGUAGGAAGCUUUAGAAGAAUUUGCAUUUCAAAAUGUUUAAAAGGAUCCAUCUGCUGUAGUGUGCAAUUACCCGCCGUUUCCUUGAGCAACAGAAACCUGAAGGAAAAUUGCUCUUUAUCCUCUGCUGACAUUCUUUUGAAUGUCUUGUUUGUUUGUUGAAAAGCUGGAAUUAGCUGGUUUUUAAAAAAAAAAACACCCCAAAAAUUAUCCUCCAUAGUGUGGUACAUUUUUUUUAAAAUAAAAAGUACUCAAGUAGCACUAAAACAUUCUUACCAAUGUGUAAGUUAUAUCUCUCCUGAUGUGUCAUUGAUCACAUGAAACAGACUUCACAUAGUUGCUAAAUUAGUAUCAUGGAUGAUCAAUCUGCCAUUAUUUUGUUUACACCAGUCAAAUGUAUCCAAAGUUGCACUUCCAUGGACUGAAAAAAACUUCCCUAAACAGGGCUGCCUUCAGAUAUCUUCUAAAAGCCAGCUAGUUGUUUAAUUCCUUGACAUCUGAAGGGAGGGUGUUCCACAGGGAGGGUGCCACUACUGAGAAGUCUGGUGGAGGGAGCUUUGGAGAAAAUAGCCUCACUUCUCACUUCUGCCUCAGAAAGCAUCUAGUUUGAGGCGUGGGAGCCUCCUCUAGAAUGGACACAUUUGCAGAACAGCAGUUCCAGAUCUGAGCCCACUUGAUUAUGCCUCUAGGAAAAUAAUCAUUCCCCACUUUUAAAGGUUAAGCAAGGCAGGAGAGUUACUCCUCUCCAGAUCUCAAUCCUGUGCUCUAUAUUUUUCAGAUAGUCUUUCUGCUGUGUGACAGAUACGUAGAAUUUCAUUCCCAACAUGGCCGUUACUACAGGACAAGAAUACCAAAGUUUGGUAGAGAUUUCUCAUAUCAUUAUCCAUCAUGUGACUUAUACUUCGUAGGAGCAAGGUAUUUAAGAUGCGCUGAUUCCUUCCUUAACUGUGCAUACAUGUUUAUUUAGUGUUUAUGAUGAAUAUCCUACAAAAGCAGAUUUACUAAACAUUCAUAAAUAUAUUGGGAGAGAACUCUGAAUGAGUAGUUCACAAAACAAAUGAGUUUUGUUGGAAAUAUUUUGUAGGAAGUGGUUAAGCUGAAUUGUUGAGAAACUCUGUUAAAAAGCAAUUGAGUUCUGAAAAAUAUGUGGGCCAUUUCAAUUUUAUUGUAAUUUAGUGAUGGUUUUAAGUUUAUUUUAGGAAUUUUAAGGCAUUUGAAAAGCAUUUAAUUGCAUGAAACCAAAAACCCGUUGAAAAAGCCUGCAAACACCUUGUUCUGCCCCACCCUUCUAGUAACGUUUCAAUGAUGUCUUUAUGACGUUCCCAGGUCACUUCCAGGUUUGGCACAUUUGUGCCUAAAAUGGGUGUUGCCUGUACACUAAAUGAAAAUAGGGAGAAGGAGAGGUUGGAAUUGAUUACUUGCUGCUGCAAUGUAAGAAAAGAGUAGAUUUAUUUAUGACUUGGGCAUAUUUAGACAUACAUACAUUUUAUGAAUGUUAAGAUAUACACUUAUUGUCACUUACUCUUAUCGAAAGGGAAGUGUGUAAGUACAGCUGUUGUUGUUGUUGCAGCUCUGAAAUAUACAGGCUAAAUCUGGAACAAGGAAGGUACCUGAAUUCCUUACAGACUGAUGCUUCGUAAGUAUCUUCAGUUCACUAGGUGCAUCUUAUUCCAGCAGGUGGAGCCACAGGAUAGAUUUUUUAAAAAAAUUGUCAUAAGAUCUGUAAUCUGAGUGUCACAAAUGCAUUGCAGACUGCACUUAUAAAUUGGGGGUGUUUGUUCUGUUUAUAUUUUAAUGUCUACUUUAAUUACUCUACUUUAAUAAGCAAAGGUUUUAAUAUUUCCAUUCAUUAAGUUGCUCAGUCGAGAAAAUACCUCAUUGGAUAUUUUGAAGUAUCUUAGAAGAAGAUGGCAAAUAGUUUUAAAUAGGUACAACAGAUAAACCAAUAGGCCUGCUAUCUGCGAUGAAUUGUUCCUUGUUUCAAAUUUGCAUAGCCGUUACUUAUGCUUUUAGUUAUACUUCUUAACAGAACCAAAAUAUAGUGAUUAAAAUAUAGCGAUUGAACAAAGAAACACUGCACGUAAAAUUACAUUUACUCUUCGUAGCCUUGUAGGUUUGGGUUGAUUUUAGAACAUUUCACAGAUGGUAUUAGCUUGCUUAUUUUAAUAUUUUAUCUCCCUGUCAGUCAUUAAAUUUCUUUUUCCUUCUCCUCUAGGGAGAAUCACGUCUGUGACAUAAAUCCUGCACAUGGUUUAUUUGCCACUGGCACGGUUGAGGUAAAUGUUUCACCUUACUAAGAAAUAUAGCACCAUUUUCUGUUUAAAAAACAAGAUCAUUGACACAGGACUGCAAUAUCCUAUAUACUAAUAGCAAAUUCAUUCUCUGUGUGGGGCUCAUUAUGAAGCCAAAAUAGCUCCUUCCCUGAAAAAGGAGGAGGUAACAUCAGGCUUGGAAGAACCCAAUCAACAUUGGAGUAGUUCAGAGAAUAUUUCAAGGCUGGGGACUCUAACAAGGGAGGAACUCCAAAAUAGAUUAACUUUUGGAGGGAAGAAAAUGGAAAACCUUGUGGCAGGAACAGUAAUGCAAUGGAGUGUUUGUUGUAGAAAAGGCAUGGCUGGCUGACAGCAAUACUACAUAGAAAGAUCUCACACUGCAACAUUUUGUUGUGCCAAUUUAUUACAGGAGGCAUUAAAAAAAAAAUACACCAAAAUGCAGCAGAAUAUAAGGUUGCAGUUCUUUUCUCAUUUGCUUGGGACUUACUUCUGAGUAGACAUGCACAGAUAUCUCUGUAGGUUUAGGGAAAACAAUCCUGCGUGCAAAAGACACAAGAUGUGUUGGGCAUCAUGACAUCUGGUAUGUCAACUGAAGAAGAGGAAUAGCUCUUUGGGAGGUCAAAACAGUGAGGCCCCGUUGAGGUGCUAUAUCACUAGAGUGCAGCGGAGUUGUUGUGACGAUGGGGACAAAAGACAGGGGAAUAAACCUUCUCUUGUUGAGUUGUGAUGCAGUUGCAUUGUGCACCAUUGACAAUGCUGCUUCAGCAGGCUCAGGCACGCUUUUGAGGAGUGGGCAUGGCAUCAUUGCAGGGUGGGACAAUGGUUUACUGCCAGUCUGUGUCCUUUGGUUUAACGUGGGCCCUGUUUAAAACGAGGCAAUAGUUGCCAUGCUUGCAAUGUUGUUUCUGCCAUGGAUACAUGGCAUUCAAGGGCACAUUCACCCCAUCUUCCCAAGGGUUAAAGUUUUCUUUUUCAAAGUGCUUAUUUACAUUGGGAGGGGGGCGGGGAGAGCCUUCCAUCAGCGUCUUCUCUAAAGUGACAAAAAGGCAGAAAGCAAGUGGAUGGUUGUGGGGAGUUGCUGAGGCUGUGCUGGGAAUCUGUGUUUUCUAUGAGUCCCCAAUUUUUAACCUGGAUGGAGCCCAGCAGCAGACUCUGCCAGCUCUGGUAUGUAAUAGAGCUGGUUCACUUGCUGCAACAUGUGUCAUGUCUGUAGUCCCAGCUGUUGACUCACCCCAGCCCGCCCCAGCCCCGGGUUACAUAAGGAAUUGCUCAUUGCAAGUAUGUGAAGAUCAGAUCGUUUUUAAAUGCAACAAAAAAACCAGAAAGCAUAGGAAUCAAUCUUUCGAGGCUGAAUGCUAAAUAAGUGGCUUCAAUGAACGGCAGAUGAGUAAACUGAUGAAAGCAUGGUGAAUUGUUUGAAAGCACUAAAUGGUAUUUUCUUUGCUUUCCUCAGGGGAAGGUGGAAUGCUGGGACCCUAGAACAAGAAACAGAGUCGGGGUGCUGGAUUGCGCUUUAAGCAGUGUGACAGCUGAUAAGGAGUAUGGAAAAUAUAUUUAUCUUGCCUCUUAAGUAAAUUUUCUUAAGUAACUUUUUUUUUUAACAUGCUGCAGCUUCUCAGAAUUACGUACCAUCCUUUGGUUGGUGCUGGAGCCUUAAGCGUUAGUGAUUAUGGCAAUUAACUAGAAUGAGUUUUUUCUCAAAUUCUUUCAGGAUAGAUGGUCUGCCCUCUAUUUCGGCCCUGAAGUUUGAUGGAACAUUGAAUAUGGCUGUUGGAACAUCCACGGGGCAGGUAGCUAUGCUGUCAGCUUAGUUGCCAUGGGCUUUGUGCUACAUUUCUGUGCUGAGCAAAGGCUACAUUAAGUCAGAUUCUUAAAUGUCCCUGGUGGCAUUCACAUGUAAAUCAUAAAGAACGGUUUGCUCUGAACAUGGUUGAGAUCUUCUUUCUAGCAAGGGCCUUAGUGCUACAUCCAAACAAAGUUUUGUGGCUUGUUUCACUCCAAACAAUCCGCGAGGUUAAGCCAAAGUUUAUCUGGGUGAAAUGAACCACAAAAUCUUGUUUGAACAUAAUGCUAAGCCGGGUAUUGUGGUUUGUUGCUGCUGCUGGCUAGAGGGUAAAAGUAAAGCAAGAGCAGUUGAAUGUGUUCAUCGUAAACCAUUAACCAUGGUUUACCAUUAUGUGCAAACUGGGCUGGUGUGCAAGGCUGUGUCCAGGUCUUCUAUUGGCAUAUGAAUUGUGGGCCAUACGUUCUGUGGAAUGUGUCAAAUCGAUCUUGAGCUGCAUGUGCAUGUGAUCAAAGUGGGAGACACUCUGUGAUGGGGGACCCUGUUGAAAUUCCUCCUGCCUCAGCUUCCCAAGGAAGCUACAGUUCCAGUGCAACUCGUGCUCAUUUGUUUCAUGCUGUGCUUUUCUUUAGGGCAGGUAUAGGGAACCUGUGGCUCUCCAGAGAUUGCCAAACUACAACUUCCACUAGCUCUAGCAAGCAUGGCCAAUGAGCAGGGAUGAUGGGACUUGUGGUUCAGUAACAUCUGGGGAGUAGUAGGUUCCCAUACCAUGGAUUGCCCCAAAAAAGCUCAACAACUUUUUGGGCAAAUUCGUCAAAAAGGUGAACAACUUUAAAAUACUGAUUUCUUAAUUUUGGGCUCCCAAAAGUAGGAGUCGUGUUAUACAUGGAAAACUACAGCAAUUUGUUGCAUGCCCAGUUUGGUGAUGGUUUGCUCUCUAUGUGCUCUUGUUACAAAGGUUCCCCAUAUAGGGAACUGAUAGCAACAUUGUCUUGAUUUCUGUAUUGCAAGUUGCUUUGAGGCGUUUUUGUGGAAAUAAUGGAUCAGUGUUAAUAACAACAACAACUUAAUUAAUUAUUGCAGAGGAGGAUUCAUUUAUUUCUUCAAAUGUUUAAGAGUGAAUGAAAUAUAAAUGUUUUUUAUAUGGUAGUAAUAAUAAUAAUAAUUAUUAUUAUUAUUAUUAUUUUUAUUUAUACCCCACCCUCCCCAGUCAAGGCCGGGCUCAGGGCGGCUAACAAGCAAUAAUAAAAACAAGUUGAAUGAAUACAACUUAAAAACAAGAUUAAAAUACAACAUUAAAAUAUUGAAACAUUAAAAUAUGGUAGCACAUUACUGCAAGGCCAGACAUAACUGGAUGAUUCUAAGAUUAGCUUGUUACAACCUGACCAAUUCCACACACACCUCUUCUUUUCAACCACCCGACAUACAAAUGGGGGAUUUGUAAAGCAUACAGUGGGAUGAGAAUUUGGCAGAUCUGGGGGUUCAACAGCUGCUGCCCUGCAGGCUGAAAAAUGCGAGUUAUGCUAAGUAAGUUUAAACAUGAGUUAUGCUUAAGAAAAGCUAAAAGUUGCGUUCUCACACAAGCCAAACUAUGGCUUAGUGUGAAUGUACUGGCUCCUGAAGAGGAGAUCACACCCAUUUUGCUCUGUCUUACCAUGAUGUGCAAACCAGGACAAAGCUUAACACUGCUUCUCUGCUCUGUUCAUCUAUAGAGAUCUUUUCUUUUUAUAGAUCUCAGUGUUUGAAGGCUCAUGCUUAAUUCUUACAGAAUAAACACAUCUCAUGAUUCUAUGAUGCUGUUAUUCGUUCCUCUUCAGAAAUACUGUGGAAAUCCUCUAUAUUUAUCUGAUAAUUAUUCACCUAUUGAAAACUUAACAUAAUUUUUAGACCUCUAAUAUCUUUUGAAUGUUGAACAUGUAAUCCAGUGACCUUUACUUGUUUCCAGGUUCUUUUUUAUGACCUCCGAUCAAGCAGCCCAUUAAUAGUGAAGGAUCACCAAUAUGGUCUGCCUAUCAAAUCAAUCCAGUUCCACAAUUCAUUAGAUUUAAUUAUUUCUGCUGAUUCAAGAAUCAUAAAGCUAUGGAACAAGGACACAGUAAGUCAAAUUCCUUUUGUCUUUCCUUUGAGUUUCUCCUUUGAUUUCCCAUUCCAUUAUAAUUUUUUUCUAAUAUUUCCAGAGGUAUCACUCCAAAAAAACUUGUGUCUCCCCUGGGAGAAGCCUUUGUGGGGCUGGGAGAAGGGUAGUCACUUUCCGCCAACCCCCUUCCAUGUGACUCUAAUCCAUAGACUGCAGCCCAGUGCAUGUUUGUAAGGAUGUGUUUAAUUGUGUGUUGGAAUGUGAACGUCAUGCAGUCCUAGGCAACAAGAAUCAAUAUAUUUUGUCUCUCCAAAUUGCACCUGCAAGAGUUCAAAGUGGCUUGUGGAAUGCCAAAUGAGGAGAUUUCUGGCUGCAAGGCAGAUGCAGUUGUUCUUCCUUGGCAGGUGAUGUGUUCCCACUGGCCUCUUCUUCUCUGAUGCUGGUUCCUUUAACUGUCUCUGGCUGGAAAUCUGUGGCGAAAAGAGGAAGGGUGUGUGGCAGAGAGGACCUACAGAGACUUGCCUGCAGCGGGGGAGCAUCCAGCUCUUUUGUUUUCCAAAAGCGUGGAGGUGGGGGAAGACCCUUCCUCCUGUUAAUUACCAAGGCGGAAGGCAGCAGAAGUGGGUGGGGUGGCAGAAAUUAAACAGGGAGGGAAAGGAAGCACCCAGGAGGGAGGUGAAGCUGUCAACCACACAAGGGGAAAAAAGGGAGGAGUGCAAAAGGAAACAAAAUGCUUUGUACCCUUUUAUCUGCUUAAUUAGCUGAAUCAUUGAAGAUUCAGCAUUGAACAGGUUUAGGCCAGAUCUCUCUCUUUCCCCUCCAAAUGAAUGGCCACUUUAAGUCUGUACUUCCUUGCCUCUACAGCCUAGCUGCUCUGCCCACCCCUGACUUUUUAUUUUCUUCAAAAAGUUUUAUUGAUUUUCACAAAAUUAAAAAACACACUAACAAAUAAACAGACAAACAUAAAUCAUAUCCUUAUUAAAACUAAUCUUCUUAACAUUGUUAAGUGACUUCCUCGUAUCCCCCUAGUUGAAUUUCAGUGGAUAUCAUUUUCACGGUUUUCCAAAUCAAAGUUCUUAAAAUCUUAACUUAAUCACUUAACAUCAGUCUUUCUUCCCAAUUCAGCAUUAUACAUAAUAAAUCCUCAUAUUACUUAUUUAUACCCUAAGCCAAGCUUUUUCCAAUUAUUCUAACUUGAUGUAUUUAACUAAGUAGUCAUUAAAUUUUGUCCAUUCUUCCUGAUACUCCUCCUCAUUCUGAUCAGGUCGGCUAGCUCCGAAAAGUCCAUCAUCUUCAUCUGCCAUCCUUCCACAGUUGGUAGUUCUUGCGUUUUCCAUUUCUUAGCUAGUAAUAUUCGAGCAGCAGUUGUGGCAUACAAAAAUAAUUUAACAUUUUUCUUGGGCAAUUCCAAACCUGUUAUUCCAAGGAGAAAGGCCUCUGGUUUCUUUACAAAUGUAUAUUUCAACAUUUUUUUCAAUUCAUUAUAAAUCUUUCCCCAGAAGUCUUUCACCUUGGGGCAAGUCCACCACAUGUGAUAAAAGGUUCCUUCUUUUUCUUUACAUUUCCAACAUAGGUUAUCACAGUUAUGAUAAAUCUUUGCUAGUUUGACCCCUGGACUUUGGUGUGGUUUUCCCUCUGCUCUAAUGAGGCUCAGCAUCGGCCUGAUGUCAUGUCUGAGCCAGGGAUAUGGGCCUUCCUGCUGCUGUCCCAGCAUGUGCCACUCACAGCAGGCAAGCAACAGCCAUGAUUCAGCUAAGGGAUGGAGAACCUACGGUCCUCCAGGUGUUGCUGCACUCCAAAAUCCCAUCAUCCCUGGCCGAUGGGAGUUGGGAGAACAACAGGAUCUCAAAGGCCACCAGUUCCCCAGCCCUGAUUUAGCAUUCAUUAUUUUAUUAUUUACCAAGUUUAUUAUUUACCCAAAGGAGUCUGUGGCAGCAAACAACAGGUGAUAAAACAAUAAAAAGGCCUUAAAAGGCAAUGCCAGUGCAUUUUGCUGGUACAUGGGAGAUCAUUGCUGCGGGUGGUGGAAGCGAGGUAAGGAGGAAACAAGAAGCAGAAGCCGUAAUGCCUAGAAGUGAAUGACUGGGUCAGGCAACAUGAUGCUAGCUUCAAAGCAGCCGCUCUCCUUCCUCCUUCUGCCCCCCUCCCCACUUGCGAAUCAGGGCUGGUUGUGACCAAACUUCUUUUCCUUUCUACGUGAGUCUUUUGGAGUGAUUUCCCCCCGGGAUACAUAUGUGGAAAAUGUUAUAGUGGAAUGGGAAAUCCACACACUUCCCAUGGAAGGGGGGGAAAUCCAUUACUUGUCCUUUCCUUAGCGGUCCAGCAAGGCCGUGUCCACACACGGCACGAAAAGCAUGAGGCCGAUUCCUAUCGCAGCAGGCAGGAAGUUUGUCCCACCUCAGCUAAAGAUUGCAUGUUUGCGAUUUGGAGGGGGGGAGGCUCCUCACUGGCACCUGUUAGAAGGAGGAGGCUACUGUAUGAGCCUUGCAGUCAUUUCUCUCACCAUUACACACAAGUUUCUUAAAUGUCCCAAUUUGCAACUCCAAUGCAAAUCCAGCCACCUAACAUGCACCAUCUGGGCCUUGUUUCAUUUCUCAAUGAAGGAGCUGAUUUCCAUUCUUUCUUUCACAUAUGCAACAACAUAAUCAGCCAAUUGCCUUCUUUUUAAUAUACAGGACCUGGCUGUCAGUGGAAGGCAAUUUUAUGCCAGUGGUGCAGUAUGUAUGGCUUGGAUGUCUGUGCUUAAACACACACACACAAAGCACAUAUCCUGGAAUUUUAAGAACAGCUUCAGUAAUUCAGUUCUUGAAUUACUUGCAACUGGAUCAUAUUUAUUGCGCCUCUUAAAGUGCAGGUAUACUGCAGGUCAUAAGCAUUUAUAAUGUCUCACUUUAUUUUUCAUCAGUCGUCUUUUAUAUAACAAAGAGCCUUCAUAGAACUCGGAUGUUUAGCGUUUCUGCCCAAAUGGCUAUAGCGGGAAAUUGCCUGAAGCGAUUUGGGUGGCCUCGCCCAAGUUUAUAUAAAAUAAAAUGGAGCCUGUUGCAGACUGCUGCAUCCUAACUGCAGAGCACUGGGCUAAAGAACUGCAUGUCUUAACAUUCAUUUUUGCCUUCUGAACGGAAAAGACUGUAGCCCACAUCUUGAAAGUGUUAGAGAGCAAAUAAGGAUGCUUAAGAGCAUGAGAGGAACCGUGUUGGAUCAGUCCAAAGCAGGCUUCCUCAAACUCUGCCCUCCAUAUGUUUUUGGCCUACAACUCCCAUGAUCCCUAGUUAGCAGGACCAGUGAUCAGGGAUGAUGGGAAUUGUAGUCUCAAAACAUUUGGAGGGCCGAGUUUGAGGAAGCCUGGUCCAAAGGCUCACAGUGACUCAUUCACUUUGGGAGGCUGAAAAGCAGGAAGUGAGCACAAUAGUUCUCUCAGUGUUCAUGAUCCUCAGCAACUAGCAUUCAAAGGGAUGCUACCUCUGAACACAGAUGGUAAUAUAACCAUCAUGGCUAGUAGCCAUUGUUAGCCAUACACUCCAUGAAAUUAUUAAUUGAUUUAUUUAUUGUAUUUUUAUUGGCUGCCUGAUAGUCUAGGUCUCCUAGCAGCUCAAAAAGAUAAAAUACAAUAUUAAAAAUAUCUCAAUUGCAGCAUAGGAAAAAAAACUUGCAGCAGUAGAGCCAAAUCGCCAAUACAUCUAAAUAUACACACACACACACACACACACACACACACACACACACACAAUCCGUGGGACUAGAAAAUCGGAUUUGUGAGAGCAGGGGUUUUUGAAGUCUCGGAGAGUAAAACAAUCUUCCAUUUGCUGCUGAAAAGACCAUAAAGAAGAUGGUAGCAGGCAUGAGAAGAGAAGACUCCCUGGGAAAGACCCUGAUGUUGGGAAAGAUGGAGGGCACAAGGAGAAGGGGAUGACAGAGGAUGAGAUGGUUGGACAGUGUUCUUGAAGCUACCAACAUGAGUUUGACCAAGCUGCGGGAGGCAGUGGAAGACAGGAGUGCCUGGUGUGCUCUGGUCCAUGGGGUCACGAAGAGUCGGACACGACUAAACAGCAACAACAAGCCUUUCUGAAGAGGCUAUUCUGUAGCUUGGGUGCUGCCACUGAAAAGGUCCUCUCUAAGAUCCAGCCAAAGCUUAAGCACUCAAGUCCUGCUGCUUUCACUGGAAGAAGUUUGAUACGCUUCACUCUCUCACUGAAAUUGAUGGGGCAUAAGAGUGUUUCUUUUAACAUCAUCUGCCCUGCAAUGAAGGUUUAUGCUUAUGACUGUAGUACACGUUUUGCAUUACAGGAAUUUGGGCUCUGGUCAUAUUGUGUUUUUAUAAUGGUGUUUAACAUUCAGGUGACCUCUUAGUGAGAACAUCAUGAAUGUACGAGUUGAAUAAUAUCAGUGUUUCGUCUCCCAUUUUGGAAGUGCAAGAAGGUGACUUAUAAUGAGCCAGAUCUUUGGUGCAUCUAGCUCAGUCUGUCUUGUCUGCACUGAUUAGCAGUGGCUCUCCAGGGUUUCAGGCAGGGAGGGAGUCUCUCUCAUCCCUACCUAGAGAUGCUGAAGAUGGAACCUGGGACCCUCUGCAUGCAGAGCAGAUAAACUCUACCACUGAAUUACUGUUCUUCCCCAAAUUCUCUCAAUUUCAGUGUAAAGCAAUGCAUGACGGCCAUGUUAUUCAGCAGGCAGCAAACUGCCACUAAUGCAACUGGUGCAAAAUGCAAGAAGGGCCUAUCAAACCUGUUCUCUUCUGCUCCUUUCCUCCCCCAGGGCCUCCCAGCACAGACAGACGGAUAGACACACACCUUCUCAUCUUUCCUCUUUUGUCCUCGUCUUCCUUCCUGUUCUACUUUUCUUUUUCUGGGACCCACUGAUGACACCUUAUUUGCAAAAGUUAUAACUGUCCAGAGCAGAGCUUUUCAAACUUUUCAUGUUGGCGGCACACUUUUUAGACAUGCAUCGUUUCGCGACAUGGUAAUUCAGUUUUACUAGCAAGCCAGAGGUUAAACUAACCUCUUUCCAGCCCCGGUGCAGGGAGCAUUCGCAUGAUACACUACACAGUGCAGCCAGCACACUAACGUGUCGCGACACACAGUUUGGAAAGCUCUGCUCUGGAGAGUUCCUCUUCUGCAGUUCAGUCCUUACCAUGCAGGAAAUAAAACUUUCACGUGAGCUGACCACUUUCACAAACAGUGAAUAUUAGCAGGUGAAAAUUAUGUAAGAUUACUUUGAGAAUGUCUUCAGUAAAGGCAGGCUAAAGUGAGAGUGAUUCAGACUGUUUAUAUUUGCUUGGUUGUUGAAACCUUGUUUUUUAAAGAGGGUGGGUCCUAUGUAUUUUUCAAUUGGAGUAAGCUGCCUUCAGAAUCUGUUUGGAUAGGCGAGACAAUUAAUUGACAUAGGAAAGCUGCCCAGUAUUGUCAACACUGAUUAGCAGCACCUCUCCAGUGUUAUAGGCAGGAGUCCUUUCCAGCCCAAAUGAAGAUGGCAGGAGUCGAACCUGGAGCUUUUUGCAUGCAAUGGAGAGGUUAUUAUAUUGCCUAACUGGCUCUUUCAAAAGAGCUGGGUUAAUCCUUUAUGUUGCUUAUUUUUCUGUUUCAGGGGAAGGUAUUCACUUCCUUGGAGCCUGAACAUGAUAUUAAUGAUGUUUGCAUAUAUCCUAAUUCAGGUAUGUGGAAAAUUCUUCACCAGGUAAUAGGUAACCAUGCUGGUCCAAACAUGAUUGCAUCUGGUAACUUUCCUACCUGGGUGUGGUUGAUUUUGGUCCUCUGUUGGGUUGCAAAUAAUCAGAAGGGGGACCUGCAACGUAAUAUUGCAGUAUGGAGGGCUUUUGUUCAGGAUUCCUGAAAUUAUUCGUUCCCCUUGUUUUCUGGCUCCCAGCCCCACCCCAAACAGUGUCUCCAGAGCCAGCACCAGACUUCAUGUGCCACUGAUGGGCCCCUCAUUCCAACAGCCAGGGCAAGGCUCUGUUGUUGCAUAGUGUGCAUGUGUGGCAACACUGCCUCUCCACAGGCUGUGUUCCACCCUUACCGGUUAACGUCGGCAAACCUCGGGAGUUUCUCCAGGCCAGCUGACACUGCCCCAUUGUGUUGGUUUGGCUACAUAAGGACCAGCCCUCAAGAGAACUGAGAGUGCUAUUAGUAUGUAUGGUUGCUCCUUGCAAGUUUUGAAAUAUGUCUAGGCCUGUUUGUGGAAUCCUAUACGAGACUAGGGGCUAGAUUCAACUGAGCCAGCAUGCUAGUGGAAGUCAGUACAAGGGCUCUUGCUAGUGCAAUGUGGCUUCACAUCCCACACUCCCAAAUUGACUGGCAGGUCUGGUGAACCCCCAAAACAGCAUGGUGGGGGGGUGGAGAGGAGGGAUCGUUCCAUCUGGCAAGCAGAAAUGCUUGUGAUGGAACAAGCAGAAUAGUGCCUGUCUAAAAAGGUUGUUCCUGUCGGAAUAAAUAUCUAUAUCCAAGAAACAGCAAGCAGUCAGUUGUGUCUCCAGUGUUUUAUCUUGCACACUUCAGCUCAUUCCUACAUUCCAAAUCCUUCGUUUCUCAUAAAAAUCAUAUCCUUGUCAAAACUGGAUGUUUCAUUCUUUCAUCCUCUGGCUUCAUGAAACACCUACAAGAUCUCAUUCCUCAGCAUAAUUUCAGGUGUCAGUAUUUUAGUAAUGAGAAGGUUAUUCAAACAAGUCUGAAAUACUUCUUCAUGUAAUCUGAUUAGUCUGCUCUGUGGUUUAAUAGGUGUGUCCCUCUUCCUGUAAACAGUGAUCAGGAUUAGCGUGUUUAAACAAAAGAGCUCUAGGAAUCUCUUUAAUUCAGAUUUCUCCCUAUCGUAUAUCUGCAUCCAGCCACUGCCCCAAAGAGUGCACACCUUCAGUCUGUGGGAAUAUUGCCUCCAUUAGGAAGUUGUUUUUCCUUUUCUUGACAGAACUAUUAGAAACUUUUGAAAUAAUUAUUAAACUGAAUCCUCCCUUUCACCUCCUCUUCACUGACUGCUGGGAAAAAAUUAUCAUUCAUUCCUGUGAGUAGAAGAUAAAAGAAAAUGGCUUGAUUUCAAAGGUGCUUUUCCACUCGUCGAAACCCUCUUCUCUUCACUCUUUUGACAUAGCAGAAGGGUGAAAAAAGUGACUCCAACUGCAGAGUUUAUUUGCUUACUAUCACUUAUUCAAACAACAGACCUCUAAAUAUGUUACAAAACACAAUCUGAAGUGUUCAUUAAAAAUACCAAUAAAAGCAAACAUUAAAAACAAGUUACAUUACGUUAAAGAAUAUAUAAAACAAGUAGUUUUAAAACAAUUAUACUUACUAAAAUCACAUGCCUGGGUAGAUUUCCUGAAACAAUUCAGAUGGGCACAUAUGGGUUCUUACAUAUGGUUGCCAUAUUUCAAAAAGUAAAAACCAGGACACCCCAAAAGUUAUAGAGGUUUUUUAAAGAAAAUCUGGAUGUAUGGUAGCCCUAUCUUACAUUUCUAUUUUAUUUAUUUAUUUCAUAAAAUUUAUAUAUGAAUUUCAUAAAAUUCAUAUAUAUAUGAAAAUUUAUUUCAUAAAAUUAUAUAUCCGUUCUUCAACAAGAGCUUUUAAGAGCUGACUAGAUUUCAUAUAAACCAUCUGGAGCUACUAAUAAUUAACUCUGCAACAGAAAAUUUGACCAUUUUCAUUCCUGCUCCCUUAAAAUCCAUGGUCAUUUUGCUACUGAUUUCAUGGGAGGACUACAUCUGUUGUUGCUUUCAAGGGAGAACAAAAAUUAACCCUCCAUUUUUCAGAUACUUGGAUGGUAUUGAGGACUGGUCUGGAAAGGUGACUUUCUGAAUAAAAUAAAAUGGCAUUUGACUGGGUGAGGGUGUAUGUGGUAAGAGAAGAAGAGGAAACAGGAACAGCUCUGGGCACUCAAAAGAGUGGAGCUUUUACUGAGCCAGAGCUGGUAUGUCCAUAGUGCUCUCCAAUUUCUUUUUAGUAAUAGCUUUGGGAUUCAUGUUCUCACCAAGUGUGUUCAGUUCAAAUUUCUGAAAGUUAAAAAUGGGAGGGGAUGUCGUCUUUUACAAGAUUCUCUUAUAAUCUUUAGGAAUGCUGUUCACGGCCAAUGAAGCCCCCAAAAUGAGCAUCUACUACAUACCAGUAAGUAAAGCAAAAAAUUUCUCUGCUGUUAUGAUCUCUGGACACCAUGAAAUAGCCCUGUGCUUUGUUUUCUAUUGUAAUACAGUUCUGUAUUUGUACUGUACAGUACAUUUUAACAUGUAUGUUUGAGUCUGUGGUGUAAACUUGCUACUGAAAAGUAUAUUCCAGAAAUUUAUCAUGGAUACAUUUCACUCUCACCCUGUUGUAAUAAUGCAACUAUAUUGGUUUUAAAAGAGUAGAAUUGUUUUGAACUAACCUUGAAGCUUUUCUCUUACUCAUUACAAUUUAGUUUUGAAUUAGCAGAACUGGAAAAAACUACUGAGAGAGAAAGUAUCAGUUUUCUGUUAAAAUGAAGCACAUCUAAAACCUGCAUAAAUAUUACUUCUGGGAUCAAGCCAGUCACUUUUUAAUCAUAGUUUAUUGAAACACACAGCUCACAAAUUAAAAACAAGAAAAUGAAAAUAUCGUUAAAACAACGAUAAUGCAACCACCAGUAUACAGAAUUAAAAGAAAGAAGCUCAUGAAAGAGUAAUUAAUUAAUGAGCCUUACAAUAAAGGUCAGUUUAUUACUGAGCCUUACAAUAAAGACUUUCUUCAAAAGCUUCAAAUAUCUGUGUUCAGAUGACAUGGUAAACCAUGGAUAACCCUUCUCCUCUGGUGUGCCACAAGACAUUAAGGAGGUUAAAUGUCCAUAUAUAGUUGCAAUUUGUUGCUUCCUCUGAAGCCAUAAAACUCUGGUUAAUCUUAAUUAUGAUUUGUUAGAAACCAGCCAGCUUCAAAUGACUGAUUACGAAACUGGAUUGUUUCAACAAACCAUAAUCGAGAUUAUAACCACAGCUUAAGGUUUUAAUAUAAAACUAAGAUGUAUUUAAUCAAAAACGGUCACAGAAGCUUCCAUUCUCCUCCCAACCAUGCCUGAGAGGGGACAGCAGGUGAGCCCAAGGUUCGCUAUGGCUAACUCCCAUCAAGAUAAAAUGGGCAUAGUAUGGUGUUCAAAUGCAGCCAGUGUGAGGAGCAAGCAUGACAAAAUGGCCGUUUUUGGAAGGGAGUUUCGGAAUUUGAGCAUCAGUCAAAAAGGCCUGUCUCAGAUCCCCCACCUGCUGCAUUUCAUAUGGGAUGCAGGAGGUGGUUCUUGAGAAACACUAAUCCCAGAAGGCUUGAGGCAGCCUUCCCUCAACUUGGUGCCCUCCAGAUGUUUUGAACUACAACUCCCAUCAUCCAUUGCACUGGCCAGGCUGCAAGUUUUCCCAUUCCACAAUACAAACUGGUGUUGAAAGCCACCCUAGUUUCAAAAGUGGUUUGUGACGUGGCAUAAAUUGGGAGUCUUGUUUGAGAAGCAGAAGGCCAAAGCGUGGUUGAGGGCAUGCAAUUGUGGCCAGGUAAUAUUUUAAAGCAUAGGUUUUUUGCCUUAAUGAAAUAUGCCAGAGGAGAGGAGGAAAAAUAAAAUAAAGACCACGUUCAGUUUUGGUUUCACAGAGUAAGUGCAAAUUGGCAUGUGCAGAAAGGGAAGAAGGUGCUGUUUUAUUUCCAGUUCACAUUAACGUAAAUGGUUAAUGACUUGGGUUUGGGUUUUUUUUUUUACUUUGCUGAACUUCGAUAGAACUUGAAAGCAUAUCAUAGAAUUUAGUGCAGCCAAUCACAGCCUCCCUUUAGGAUUAUGAGGAAGAGGAGUGCGGUGAAAUCCCCCAAAUUCCACAAGAUAGGUUUGCAUUUAUUUUGCCUGCAGCCGUACUUGCAUUUCUUGGCUUUCCUAGGUUUGUAACUUAAUCCAGUCUUCCACCUCCUACACCAGAUACAAAAAACCCCAAAACUUUGAUUUAUGCACCCCGGCUAGAAAGUGCAAAAGUAUAAAGGUGCUUACUUGUGGAUUCAAGUUGCAGAAAGCUCCACUUUAAUUUGCAUAGCUGAAAGGUUUUCCCUUGAAUUGCGCGAUUUCCGCCAUGCCCAUGUAGUGCCUUACAAUGAUUUAAGAUCACAGUUAUAUAAAUUAAAAGGGAGAAACCGCAGACAAACUAAUACAAAUUAGUUGCAUGUUUUGUCAACUUGUUUCUUGGACUUCAUUCCGGGGCACAACAUGGGGAAGUAAUGAUCUGAAAAUUAGAGAACAACUCUGGUUGGUGUUGUGUUAUGUUGGCUGUGGAAACCUGAAUUGUUUUCCAUAAACAGGAUGCUGGAAAAUGGCUGAAAUCAGCCUUCCAGAAGGUGUGGCAGGGGCUGCCAACCUGUGGCCCUCGGGAUGUUGUUGGACUCCCAAUAUCCACCAGCUCUAUGCAGUAUGGCUAAUGGUCAUGAAUGAUCGGAAUUACAGCCCUGCAACUUCUGGAAAGAAUCUCUUGAGUAUUGCAAGAGCACUGAACUGCCAAAUGCCUUGAGUGAAGAUCACAUUAAGGAUGGGAAAGGCUAUGAUAGGGCAGUGAAAGAGAAUUGCAGGACAUUACAGUGGUACCUCGGGUUACAUACGCUUCAGGUUACAGACUCUGCUAACCUAGAAAUAUUACCUCAGGUUAAGAACUUUGCUUCAGGAUGAGAACAGAAAUCGUGCUCCGACAGCAGCGGGAGGCCCCAUUAGCUGAAGUGCUGCUUCAGGUUAAGAACAGUUUCAGGUUAAGUACGGACCACUGGAACGAAUUAAGUACUUAACCUGAGGUACCACUGUACUAUUUUAUUUUGUGCUUUUAAAAGAUCUAAGCUGAGAAGGACCAUGGUUGUUUUUAAAAUAAUUUGUUCAGGGGAAAAGUUGUAUCAGCCACUGAUGGCUUUGUUAAUAACUCUUCCUUCUUUUCACUUGAUGGAAAGCUUGAUAACAGUUAUUGUUUGGUUGUACUUUUUCUAUAGUGGUGAAGUACAAAACAGUCAAUAUUUAAAUUCUGUUUUCACAAGAUGUCUCUCUCCCCCCGCCCCGUUUAAAACCCUAGUCUUUCCACCCACAACUUAGAUGAAUUCUUGCAUAAACUAUUAAAGGAGGUACAGAUGUGGGAUUUAAUGGACGCGCCAUUUAAUGGGUGUAUCCUAAGGGCAUUUUCAUACAGAUUUUAAAAUAUCACGAACAUUGUAAAUUACGCUCAUACAAUAUUAGGUCUCUGUCUCUCUUCUGCAUCCGUGUCUGCAUAGAGUAAUACUGUAUGGAUUUCAAGUGAAAGGCUGUGGUUUUUCUGCUAGUAUUUUUAAGUGUAACCUGUUGGACGAUUGUUUUUCCUUCUCAAAACAGGAAGCAUGGGUUUCCUAUCUGUUUUCAGAUAAAUACUUUCAAUCUCAAAAGUAGCACGUUGGGCUUAUUCACAACAAAGGAAAUCCUCCACUUCCCAUCAAAACAGGUUGCCUCAAAGGAAAUGCGCGCGUGUGGGCAUAGGUGCGGAAACCAUCCAAUGUGUGACACUCGGGAAGUAAUUUUGUGGGGGCCAUCCGGUAGAAUCUCUUAACACAUUUGGAUGCUCCGUUGGGAAGUGUCUGUGCACCCGAUAAGCGGAUGUGAAGCACAGAUACUGCUGUUAGAAGUGAGGCACUGCAUUAGUGAAUAUGAUCCAGUUCAUAAAUGGCUGCUACAGUUUGGCUCAAGUAGAAAAACUCUGGCCUAGAUGACAGUAGAAAGCUCUACAGCAGGGAUGAGGAAACUCUAGCCCUCCAUAUGUUGUUGGACUCCAUCAGCCCCAGCCAGCAUGGACAGUAGUCAAGGAUGAUGGGAACCAUAGUCCAGCAUUUAAUCCGGAGGACCACAGGUUCCCCAUCCCUGCUCUAGAGUUUGGGAAGUAGAGGAAAUGGGUUGCUUAUGCCUGCAGAGUGUUAAAAACGCUACACUGCCUUACUUCCAAGGGAUGCCAAGCAGCCUCAUUCAGGGGCAGACCACAUACUGCCCAUGGGAUUCAUUUGUUCCACUUAAAUGUUUUAAAGUGAAAGGUCUUGUUCUGUUUACAAAGGUAUUGGAGAUUUGAGAUGCUUCCAAACUGGGCCUUUAAAGGUAAAGGUAGAGGGACCCCUGACCAUUAGGUCCAGUCGUGACCGACUCUGGGGUUUCGGCACUCAUCUCGCUUUAAUGGCCGAGGGAGCCGGCGUACAGCUUCCGGGUCAUGUGGCCAGCAGGAUUAAGCCGCUUCUGGCGAACCAGAGCAGUGCACGGAAAUGCUGUUUACCUUCCCGCUGGAGCGGUACCUAUUUAUCUACAUGCACUUUGAUGUGCUUUUGAACUGCUAGGUGGGCAGGAGCAGGGACGGAGCAACGGGAGCUCACCCCAUUGCGGGGAUUCGAACCGCCGACCUUCUGAUUGGCAAGUCCUAGGCUCUGGUUUAACCCACAGUGCCACCCGCGCCUUUACUGUGGAAUAACUAUACUUUUGUUUGCUCACCUUUUUUUAUGGGACAUCUGCAUAAGAUAAUAAACAAAACAUCCUUCUCUCAUCUCCACCCCGCCCCCGUUCCGGUUCUGCCCCCCACCCAAAGCUCAGCAAAACUGCCUUUUAAAAAAAAUCCAGUGCCAUUUCCCACAUGUAAAUGGCCUAUGGUCGGUAAUGGCCUGUAUAACUCUGGCAAGUUAUUUAUUCACAAUGAAUCCUAUUAUAUUCUGAGUAAACAUGUGAUAUUGCACUGCAUGGAUGUGAAUAACUUAAGACCCAAAUAAGCCAGUCUAGCAUGCCUGUGAAAUAUUGAGUUCUGGUGAGUCUGUAGAAGGUUUCGCCCUUUAGUCUUGGGUUGGGGAGCCAAUGUAUGGCUUGUAGCCUACUUCAGACCUACCAACUUGCAGGCAGGUUAUCAUGAAGAAGGGGAAGAAAGACCUUGGCAAGCUGGAUGUGGCCCAUAUGUACUCUUUUGAAACCUUUAUGUCUCAAUGCCUAUUAAGUGUUUGGACUGGGGGUGGGCAGGAAUCUUGUAAUGGGGACACUCAAGGGCUUCCAGAGGUGGUUAUUUAGGACAGCUGUAGAGAAGGGAAAUAAAAGAUGCCCGGCAAGAAGGAAAUGAGUGGAAAUUGUCUAUGGAAGACCUUUAUGUGUUGUUUAGAGUUCUAAGGAGCAAUUUACUUUGUCAGCUUCUGACAAAUUGUUAAUGCAUCCUCUUCCUUGGAGCAGCUUGCUCAGACGAUGAGCAAUGCAUCCAUAAUCCUUUAAAAGAAAAAGAAAAAAGUUUGAUCUCUAGAUAAUUAGCAGUGACUGGAAGAGGACAAAAUACACACAUGCAACCAAACUCAAAGAGAUCUAAGGGUGACCCAGAAAGUAUAAAGCUAGAAUGGGCAGCUUUAAUUGUGCUGGUUAUCAUAUAAGGCUGAAAAAUAAAUUUAAUAGAACUACAAUAUGCUUAGCUCGGGCACUUUCUCAUAGCAGGAUAUUUGUGGGUGGGGUGGAUUUAAUGUCAAGGACGUUGUUAUGGAAAGAAUGAGGAGUAGGGGUUUUUUGUGUAGUCAGUUAAGGAUAUUUAGCAAAGGGAAAAAAGGGACAAAGACUGAAAGGUUUUUAGCAGGGGCAAUUAGAAUAAGAUCUAUUAUUUGAUUAUUGAUGCAAACCUCCAAAAUGUAUUUUGCAUAGUUAAGUUUUUACCUCUAUCUUCAGUACAUUUAUUUUAUUUUAUUUUAUUGCUAUGGCUAGUGGCUGAAGAUUCUUCUGAUUCUGAAAGGGACAAAGAUAUGUCUGAAUCUUCCCAUUUCAUUAUAUGUGUAGCUCUUCGUUGUGGCAGUUUUCUGCAACUCUGGUGCAAGUACCCCCUGUUACCUUUUUCUUUUAAGAUUGCACCAACAACACACUAAAAAAAUCCCAUAAAUUGUGGUCCACUGAGAUACAACAGCUUGCUUUGCAAGAAAUGUCAGCAGUUAAAUUUAACAGACGUAGCAUAUUUGGAUGAGUAGUUUUUAACUCAGCCUGUUUUAUAAAUGCAACUCAUCUUUAGUCAUUGGUAGUUCUCCCCCAAACAUUGUGUGGAUACACAAAAUAAAUAAACGUUAAUGAUGCCAAGGAAAUAUUUUUAAACAGCUUGGAAUUGGAAAAUGUGUCCACUAGAAACAGCUGACAUUCAAUAUCCAGAAACCAUGUUUGUUUUUAAAGUACUGUAAUAUUUUGUGAUUACUGUUUUUCCCACGUGUUAUAAUAUUGACAUUUUUGUUAAUCCACACCCCUUCCCAAUGUAGAACAGUUGUUUGCAUAGUAUACAGUAGUUCAAGUGGACAUUGUCACAGUCAUUGUACUCAGAGCAUAUAUGUACAGCACAGCAAAGAUACAUAUACUUUUUUUGGUUAAUCAAGUAGUGUAUUUGGAUAGUGACCAUGACCUUUUAGAAUUCCUUGUUUGUUUUCACUUAAAUUAUCACCACUGAUAACAUUUUUAAAAAGGAAGCAGACCUUCUAACGUUCCAUUUUGUAGGUGCUUUGGGUAUUCCGAACUUGCCAUUAUUUCCUGUUUCCUUCCCUUGGAGAGAGGGCUUUUGAUGUUUACCUUGAUGCAUUCUCCGGUUACUCAAAUAAUCUAGCUUCACUGGGUGUGACUGUGUGCGCAUGAAGUGGGAGAGAGAUUGAUAUCAACAGUGGAAAAGAGUUCAGUCGGUCUGAAUUUUGGAGGAAAUGGAAACCUAAUUUUGAGAUACAUCAGUAGUGUGGCAUCAGGGGUCAUAACUGACAGCCCCCCGCCAGGCUAUAUGAAUCCAUACAAUGUUUUAAUCCAUAUUCCAUGCAUUAUUGUGGUAUUCAACCUGUCCCCUGUGUUUAAUUUUAGUAUUUCGGCAUAUAAUGUCAUUAGCAUCAGUCUCAAAAGUGGAGGAAAGGGGAAUGAAACAUUGCAUUUCCAAAACAUGGAGGAUCAGCUUUAAGGUCAGCACAAUGAAAAUGUGCAUUUAGUGCCACAAUCUUCACGUUUGCAUGGUCAAAUCUUUGCUUAAUCAGUCAAGAUAUGCACAAGCUUCAGACAAGCCAGGAAAUUGCAGUUAACAUUGUAGCUUCCUUUUGCAUCCAAACAGGGAAGCUAUGAGUAAUGGCUUCCAAGCAGGCCAGAAUCUUGAAACCAAAUUUAAAACCAUGGCUUAAUAUAUUCUGGAUUGUUGAGAAGCCAUUCAUCACAGUUUCUCAGUUUGGGGUGUAACAGGAAGCUAUGGUUACCUGCAGUUUCCUGGGUUUUUCACUUGCUUGCAGAAACUGGUUAUGUGUGGAUGUCUGAAGCUGAUGCGUAUCUGUUUAUUAAGCAGUGCAUUUGACCAGGUGAACGGGAUCUUUAUGUACACUACUUUUAUCUGUCUCUAUAUCUACACACAACCUUCAGAAGGUUUUACCAAAAAAAGAGUUGCUGACCUAGUUCCAGCAGGGCCUAUGUUUGCAUGUAGGCUUGACUGGGAUCCCGAGAAAGUUGUAUAUGUAUUGUUGGGUGGGUGGGCUUGCGAUGGCAGACUUUUUAUGGAAGACCCCCUGACCUCUAAAAUCAGGGAGCUGAAAACCUUCUGACCUCCCUACCACCCCCUGCAACACCUUGCACAUACUGGAAUCUAUUUGAUUCCAGCAAGGGGGGUAGGAGUUUAAAUCAGCAAACGCUUCAUCACCAUAAAUGGUUUGGAGUGCUGCAAUAAAUAUUGUGCUGAUUGACAUGGAUUUACAUGAGUCUAGUAGACGACCGAAAAACAAACCUACAAAUCCAUUUUAUUUUUAAUUUAAUUGUGUUGCUCUUUUAGCAAUAUGUGGCAAAGCCAUUUGCAUGAAUUUUCCAUGUCUGUGUGAAUACCUUCAUUAAUGCACCUAGCCUUAAGAAAUGGUAUCUACACACUUUUGUAUCUGUUCAGGGUGCACUUACAACUAUCACAACUUCUCCAGCAAAGCUGUAGUUUUCCGUGAUCCUUCAUAUGUUUAAAUCCUGGAACAGCUUCGUUAGGUUCACUAAUUACUUGGCAAUCUCUCUCUUUCUUUUUAGGGGAGAAAUUGAAACACCAUUAUAUAGUGGGUGGACUGAAUCCCCUGUAUUUGUUUUUGAACCACAGUUCACCACACAAUUACUAUAGUUUAAUGGUUUGACUGUACGUCACUUACACUGUUCAGACUUGCAUCUUAACAGGACUUGUACAGUCUUAACAGGCUUACUCAUCUGGCUGUCCUCUCGUCUGCAAAGUUAGAAGUUCAGUGUUCUGGUUAAAGUAAUGACAAAUUAUGUAAUAACAGCUGUUGGAAUGUCACAGGAACAGUGAUUACGACUAACCUUGGUGCAUUUACAGGUUUUAGGUCCUGCUCCAAAAUGGUGCUCGUUUCUUGAUAACUUGACAGAAGAGCUGGAGGAAAACCCAGAGACAACUGUAUAUGAUGACUACAAGUUCGUAACAAGAAAAGACCUUGACAAUUUAGGUACAGUAUUGCUGCCUUGAAAGAUGCAAGAAUUUCUUUAUUCUUUCUUGUUCUUUUUCAUUAAUUUUGCUCUCAGUUACUCAUUUUGUUUACAUGCUGCUAUAGUUGCUGCCUCCUGCUGCUGAGAGAGGGAGCAGUGAUGGUUUGCCUGUCCUAGCCCAUCUCUUUUUGACAUGAUGGAGUUGUGGGUACAACACAUGACUCCUUGUCUUUUUCCUUUUGUCUACAAAGCCUACAUCAAGCUAGCAAGAAAUUUUACAUGACAGUUUGCAGCUUUUCACCUGGCAACGUAUAUUAAGUGUACAUUUCCUUCCCAUGUUGGAAAAGCAACCCAUUCAAAGGGGUCCUUUCACACAUGGCAUACUCCCAAUAAUGUUGUUGGAGAAAUGGACGAACCUUUGUAUGCAGCGAAGGUGUAAAUACAUUCCAAUAUGUCUGUCUAGUGUUCUGAACAUGUCUGAAGGCUAUAAACUAGGAACUUUCAAAAUUUUUGCAAAUGGUUAUGUACAACCAUCCCCAAGAAAAUUACAACCCCAAUUUUAUUUUACUUAAAAAAAAAAAACCUUCUGUGAUGUAGCCAAAAUAUUUCCUGAUACAUUAAUAUUUUCUGUCUGUGUCUCUUUCUCUCUCUCUCUUCCCCCCACCCCUCUCCACCUCAGGGCUGGCUCAUCUGAUUGGAUCGCCACUUCUCCGAGCAUAUAUGCAUGGCUUUUUCAUGGACAUACGACUGUAUCACAAGGUGAACUGGGCAAAAUAAGGCUGCUUAGAAACAGGGCAUCUUAUGAGUUCUUUCCUUUUCUCCACUUAACUAUUUUGUGUUUGCAGGUAAAAAUGAUGGUGAAUCCUUUUGCCUAUGAGGAAUACAGAAGAGAGAAAAUUAGGCAGAAGAUUGAAGAAACGCGGGCACAAAGAGUGCAACUAAAGGUAAAGGUGCAGUUUUAACUGUUCAAGGAAGUUUCCAUAAACAGUCCAUUAUGGAGUGAUGGAGAAGCUACCCUAACAUUCCUGUACAUUUGUGAUGCCCUGAGACACACUGGGUGAUAUUUAGUGUUCCACGGACCCCUUUCCUCUCCCUGCCAUGCACAUUCACAUAUCUCCUCUGGGAAGGGUCCCCAAACCCUCCAGAGCAGCUUUGGAGGGGGAAGAAGAAGAAAGGAGGUUACUAUUGCCCAAGCAGAAAUCUUUCACCUUGGUGGGAGGAUGCUGUUGGAUGUCACAUGUGAUCAACACCCUCUCAGAUCUUGUCAGAAUAUGUAACUCUAAUCAAGUGAGGAGAAAUAUCCACAGUAAAUACUUGCAAAGCAUCUAAAGACAGCAAAGCAUCUAAUUUAAAAGAGGUUCGAUUUCUGACAGCCAUUACAACUAACAGAUGAAGCUGCUUACAGAUGAAGCUGCUUAAGUGUGCAUUAAUAAAAUGCAUUACUAAAAUUAAAAGCCCCUGGCAGCACAGAGUGUAGGGGGGAACAGGUUGAAGGUGGUACCAACUUAAGCAAUGCUUACUAAACUCAAAAGUCUAAAUACAUGGUAAAAACAGAUUGUAAAUUGAUGAAAGAAUCAAGCUGCAAAGGAGUAUGGGUGUUUCUUUCUGGAGGAAUGGAAGGGGAGAGUAGCUGUUUGACAAUAGCCUUAUAAGACUGCCAAGAAGAUUUUCACACCCUUGCUCCUGCAGCCAGCAACAAAAAGGGCAACGGGGACAUGGAAGGCAGUGCCAGUAUUUGGGCACCGUAAAGUCUUAAGGGUAAUGAGACAGCAGUGGAAGCAGAGCAGAGUAUGCUGAAACAAACCAUGGCUGCAGAAUGUCCUUUGGCUUAAAUGCAGUUUGUUCAGUAGCCCAUAGUUUUAACAUUUCUUUCAUUCGCUAGAAACUGCCCAAGGUUAAUAAAGAGCUUGCACUGAAGUUGAUCGAGGAAGGAGAAGAGCCACAAAAUGCAAGAAAAAAGAAGCAAAAGGUAAGAGGAUAUCCUUCCCUGUUUCUGCCAUUGCUUUUGUACGGCAAUAGUAAAAUGGGAGGGGCCUUCAGAUAUUAAGACAUGCCAAAUUGAAUCAUUGCUUCUGUUUUCAGGGUAAGCGUGUUUCUGUAUGCAGUUGGGUGGGGAGCUGUAGAGCCAUGACAGAGAAUGUCCCUUGCAGGGAUUGCCCCUGGUUCAAACUCUGGUUAAAGGGUCAGGUAUAAGGUCACUUCAUAUGCUCACUUGACUUGGCGGAACAUAACGUGUUUGCAGUUAAUCAGCACUUGAAUAGUACUAAUAGGUUACUAUAUUUCUAAUCUGAGCCUGUUAUUAAGCAUAUUACCAUUGAGCUAAGGCAAAAUUUUGUAUAAUUGAGGAAAUUAUCAAGAGUACCAAGAGCAUCCCGCUAUGCAGAAGUUGAUGUGGAGUUAAUAUUGUGAUAAAAGUUAACUCAAAUUGUCAUGCAUGAUAGCUUGAGUUUGCUUUCAUCGCUAUUAACUCCAACCCAACUUCUCUGCAGAGGAAAGUCAAAACCUAGGCAGCAUGACUGUGAUAGGCAGGGUGGGAGUGGGUGGGAGAAGCAACAGCUUUUAUCACAUAAGCAUUACGUCCUUGGCUGGUCUGACAUUUUAAACUUGGCCUUUACAGCUUUCUCACUUUAAAUGUAAAAUAAAUUAUAGCGUCAGCACCUGACUGUUUCCCCGAUGGGCCAUAAAGCAGCUGGCCUUAGUAAUAUUCCUCUUAGUUGUUCUUUCUGCAUAUUUUUAGACCUACCAUUGCUGCUCAAAGAAUUUUCCUUUCUGGGCAGCUGUACAAACAUGCUGUUGGACCAGAUCGAUUCCCAGGUGUUAGUACUUUUCCAACGGCAGCAGUCAAAUGGCAUUUUCCUAACUAAUAAAAAAUGAGCAUUUGUUACUAGGCUACCCAUUAAAGCGUCAUAAUCUUAAUUAAAAAUAUAGCUCACUUUAAAGAUAAAGCUGCCACGCUUGCUGAAGUUUGUAAGUGAGACAUUCCAGCUGCCCAAGUUUUCCCAUACUGGGCUUCCUUAAUUUAAUGGUGUCUGUGACUAAAAGAUUUGGUUCCAAACUUUCCAGUAAUGUCUGUUUAAUGGUUCAUACAGACAUGUUGCCAAGCACCAGGUGGGCAUCGACUUCCAUCCUUUUCAUGUUCCUCAAAAAAGUCUGUGCAGGCUGCCAACACCAUGUCUACCUGAUAUGUUCUACAUAGCUAUUCUUCUUCCUGCUGUAGAUUUUUCAAAUGUCAUUUUGUUUUGAAAUAUUUAAGAUGAGCUAUGCAGAAAUGCACAUAUGCAGAAACAGGCAUGGAUACAUGUGUGUUUGACAGGUACAUGAAGAGUUACAAUAGACAACCUUUGUGGGGCAGAUGUAUUUUCCAUUCCAUGUGUUGGUUGCCAUCCUAUUUUAGUAGCUUGUGAUCAUAUCAUAAGCAAGUCUGGAAAAUUUUGAUUUCACAUUUCUAGACAACAGCUUAAAAUAGUUAGACAUCCAAAAUAUUUCCUACCCUUCCCAUGACUUGGCUCUGUGGUAGGUGAAAAGUAUUUAGAUGCUGUUGGUGAGUCAUCCUUGGUCACAUUUUGUGUCCAUCCAAUGUUUUUAAACUUUUUUUGGGUAUUUUAACUUCAAUAGUUAUGUCCAGUAUAUGAAACAUGUGCUAUAUGCAAUAUGAAGUUCAGUGUGUGGUGUCCAGUGUUGCUCAUUGAAUGACAAAGGAAUCUCUUGGCAGAAUGGCAAUUUUAAUUAUUCCCCUUCCCCUUCUGGUGAAGAAAAUAUAGCCUUUAUUUCACAGAAGGCCUUCUUGCUUUGUGAAACCUGACGAAAAACCAGGUUUGUUAGAACAUUGUAAGUUUUAUAACCAGCUCUUGACUUUGUUAUUGUUCUGUUUCCUUAUAGAAAAUGCCUAGCAUUCUUAAUGACGAUCGCUUCAAAGUCAUGUUUGAGAACCCAGAUUUCCAGGUGGAUGAGAAGAGUGAAGAGUUCAGACUGCUUAAUCCACUUGUUUCCAAAAUAAGUGAGAAAAGGAAACAGAAAUUAAAGAUCUUGGAGCACCAAGAAACCCUGGGAGAGGUAAAUCUGUGAGGUUUUAGGAUUUGCCUUCUGUUCUUUAACAUACAUUUGCAAGAAUGUGAACACCAUCCAAUCACAUUGUGGGCUCAGUGCCCUUAUACAGAGGAUUCCCAAUAGGACUCCGUAUAGCCUUAUUUUCUCAACCUAACCCUGCCUUAAGGAACACAUCCAGGCAAUCCAACAAGGGGAGUAUUUGCCUCCCUCACAUAACAUGUGAGGAAUGUUCCAUAGUUAUACUCUGAGCACAGAUAACAUGCAAGGCACAGAUAUGAGAGGCACUGCAUUUGGGGUGCAAGUCAGCCCUGCUUUAAAAUGUCUAUGAGCAUGCAAGAAUAUUUAUACAUACUAAAAACUCUGUGCUUCAAUAAAUUAUGGAUGAUGAGCUUGAACUAGCUUGGAUCACCCAAACCUGGGUGGAUGAGUUAGGUGGAGUUGAUCUUUCAGUUGUGUUCACCUGGAUGCUCCAUUCAGUACCAGGAUAAGCUUAGGAGGUGGUGUUUCUGUCAUGUAUAAGAAUCCCUUCUCCCUCUCCAGAUUUCCUGUUGAGAUGGGUCACAGUCUCCACUCUGUGUGUGGUAUGUUGGGCAAUUGGGCCCGCUAAGAGAUUCUGCCUUUCUCAGCCUGAAGUGAUAGAGGUUAUCUCUGAUUUGAUGUUUAGGACCGCAGGGUGUUGGUCCUGAAAGACCUCAGCAUUCAUGCCAAGGCUACCUUGACAGAGCAGGCUGAGGACUCUGGAAGCUGGCCCAACAUUUUGUUGACCUAAUCUCUAUGUAGCAGGACCAACUCUUGAUUUGUUUUUCUCAAUAUGCAUGAGAAUGAUGGUCAAGCUGGGGAUUUUACUCCAACUCUUUUUUCAUGUUUGGAUUACUUCUAUCUGGUCUUGUGUCUUUAAAUAAAUUCCAGCUUUUGAGGCCUGAGGAUGUGGACAAAUAUGCUUGACCAAGUGUUGCCCACUUUGUGGCUACCUGUCCUUCUUGGGCUCGUUGCAGUGAGCAGGGAGGGGUUGACCAGCUGGGUCCAGGAAGUGUUCAGUGUCUCCUUGAGCAAGGGAGCAGUUCCAUUUAAUUUAAAAGAGGCAGUGGUUCAUUUGUUCCUGAAGAAGCCUACUCUGGACUCAGAAGAUCUUAAUUAUUACCAGCUGGUUGCCAGUGUCCCUUUCCUCUUAUAAGCAGACAAAUAGGUAGUUGUGUAACUGUGAUCUAAGUGGUUUUGUAACCCAGUAGUAAUGGUUGUUGUUGUGAGAUGUUCAAAUGGGGCCAGGCUAAAUCACAUGCUACGGGUGUGGGGGUGAGACUGGGGGUGGGAUCAGUGAAUAUUAGACAAAAAGAGAUUUUGUUGCUGUGUGUUCCUCUCUUCUAUGAAGAUUGCAUCCAAAUUGUUAAAUUUAUUCUGCUCCUUAUCUUUCUGAGAGUUGUAUAUAUCCGAUCUAGAACUGUUUAUUUAAUAACGUAUCAACAUCAAUAGUUUUAUGAAGAACACUGUUGCAAAUGCAUUCUGUUUCCUUGUGUUCCAUGCCAUUUAACCACCCCGACCCCCACCGUUAGAAUUAUAGCCCUCUCCAAAUAGUGCAUCUGUAGAGUGUCACGUACUCUAAUUGGAUAAAUUGUUCUUCUAAGGAACAUUAACUAGUGUGUUGUGGGGAGGGGUGGCUUGUUGCUGUUUUUCUUCUUCUUCUUUUUUUAAAGUAGUUAUUUUUGUCUGCAGGAAGAAGAGGAAGAACCAGAAGGAAAACCAAGUGAUGCAGAAAGUUCUGAGACUUCAGAUGAUGAAAAAGGUUGGGUUGAAGAGGUCAGGAAACAGCGCAGACUUCUACGCCAAGAGGAAAAAUUAAAACACCAGAAGUGGUUCAAGGAGGAUCAGCAAACAGUCCUGGAACCUAAGUUCUUUGAGAUUAAAGCUGGAGAAGAGUUUAGAAGUUUCAAGGACACCGCCAAAAGGCAAAAGUUAAUGAAGUAAGGCUAACACCUCUGUUUCAUUCACCGGGCUUGCAGUUAAUUCCACCCCCUCCCCUUGAAUUGUGUUUGAGAGGCUCAUUUGGAUGUUGCACUGAUUUCUUCUGGGGAUGGUUGUUUCUACAGCCAGACAUGGUGCUGGGGAAGGAUCAAAGGAGGUGCCCCUCUUGGACACACACCAGUCCACUGUCUAAAAAUACAACAUAGGGCUACACUCAGAGAGACUCAGCAGUGUGUGGUAUAAUUGUGCAUGGAUUGCAGCCCCUUAAACCCUAAUUUGCACCCAUGCUGAUUGGUCACAAGACCAGUUUCCAGCUAGCUGUCAGCCUGUCUGAACCAGUCUAAAGAACAUCUCCAAACUUUGCUGCAUCCCUUGCCUCAUUAACCAACUUCAUAUUGUUCUGUUUAUAAUUGGCAAUCAAAUUUUUGCAACCCAUAUCCAAAUUUUUGCAAGAACUGGUGGCUAAUUUAAUUUCUCUACACCAGAAGCUUACUAGUGUUGCCCCCUCCCCCCAAAAAAAAUAACCCUUGGAGAUUAGAAUUGCUUAUACAUUUGUUAGAACAGGGCUUGACCUUUAGUCUUUCACCUCAUGGGCUUGGUAGUGUUUUUUUUCCCUUUGUUGUUAAGAUAAGUACAUUUUGAGACUCCCCAUUUUCACUCUUGGUUUCGUCUACUGCAGGAACUUGCUGUUAGCAUUAAACAAUAGUUCUUAGUGAAGUUUGUCCUGAAGAAAGUUCAGUAGAUUUAAUUAUUUAUAUUGCAGUAUAAUCAUUAUUAACAGAAGUGUGUGUGUGUGUGUGUGUGUGUGUGUGUGUGUGUGUGUGUACCCCCAACUUAUUACCUAUGAUUGUAAUAUCUUACAUUACUCUGUUUCAUAUUAUCAUAAUAGCACCUUUGAUCAACCUAAGAAUUGUAUCUUUUAAGUGAAAGGAUUUUAUUAGUAUUCUUCAGGUCACCUGCAUGUUUUGAGGGAAACAGGUUUAGGCUGUUCUAGAAAACAGCUUCUGAAUAUGGUUGCUUUAAAUAGCAAAGAUACAAUAGGGAAUAUCGCGGUUACUGUAGUUAUAGAAUUAAUUGCUGCAAGGUGUAAUGGUGAGUAUUAGCUUGGGGAUUAGACAAAUUCACGGCAAAACAGAUCUCUCAGUGCCUGUUAGCCAUGGUACUCAAGAACAGAACCACCAUAUACAGUUUUCCUGUAAUUACAAACUCUGGGAGCAAACACACCCUGCUUGGGAACAUCCCAGGAGGCAUCUAGCUGGUCACUGAUGGUGACAGAAUGCUGAACUUAGAUGGGCCUUUCCUUCUCUCUCUCUCUCCCCCCCCCCAGAAAAGUGAUACUUAUUCUAGCCAAAUAAUUACCUGAAAAACUAGAUGAUAAUUAGGUGGUCUGCUGUCCAUGAAACCUGUCACACAGAAAGAAGAAUUUCUGGUUACUCAUAAUUCCAGGAUUCACAAGAGGGCUAUACUUUUAUUAGACCAACCGUAAUGUCACAAAAUAGUGAGAACGCUUUCAAGUUCUAGAACUCUUCAUCAAAUUGGCUAUUAAGGGAAGUAGAAAAACUGGCUUGGUGUUAGAAACCAUUAAAGUCUGCAUUUUAGUAUCAGUCUUAAGGCAUUGCUAGGAGCUGUGCAGGUUUCCAGUUACAUCUAGGGACAUUGGGAUGAAGAAAUACACAAUGGCUGAUUCCUCAUUCUAAAAACAUAUAACAUCUAGAAAGUGUUCUAUAUCUGUCUCAAAAGUUAAGCAAAACACACAGGUUUCUUGUGGCUGAGAACCAGUAAGAAAGAGAAACAUAGCAAUUUUUAUACAGUGGUACCUCAGGUUAAGUACUUAAUUCGUUCCGGAGGUCCGUUCUUAACCUGAAACUGUUCUUAACCUGAAGCACCACUGUAGCUAGUGGGGCCUCCCGCUGCUGCCACGUCACCGGAGCACAAUUUCUGUUCUCAUCCUGAAGCAAAGUUCUUAACCCGAGGUACUAUUUCUGGGUUAGCGGAGUCUGUAACCUGAAGGGUAUAUAACCUGAAGCGUAUGUAACCCGAGGUACCACUGUAUUGGCAAAACUGGAGAUUAAUUUCAUGUGGUCUACUUAGGUUUUUUAAAAAGUCAGUGGAAGCCAAAUGAGAACACUUUUACCUAGCGACUGCAUGGAAUGUCCCUUCAGAGAGUAAAGUCCUAUCUUCAGGUGUAUAAAAUCAUGCUACUCCAGCUGAGGAUGACACUCUUGAAUGGCAAAAUGUGGUAUUCUUCAAGAUACCUAGUAGAUGCCAGAUAUAUAUCUCUAUUUAUUUUUUCUUUUCGUUAGAGCAUAUGUAAUGUAACUUCCUCAAUCUCUGAGAAGGGCCACCAUAUUAGUUUGCUGUAGCAAAAAUAACAAAAGUCCUGUAACUAAUUUAAUGUAUUGUGGCAUAAAGUUUCACAUCUUAUGAAGUAGACUCUGAUCCAGAAAAGCUUAUGACACAAUUAAUUUGUUAAGGUGCUAACAGGGCUCAGUCCCCACCCCACCCCGAAUCUUGACUGUCUUAAUGUCUCCCCAAUCCACCUAAUGGCUAGACAUUUUGCUUUUUAUUAUGGCAUUUUGAAGAGAUUUAUGACUCUUUUAUAUAAGACUGGGUGUUGCUUUAUCAUAUUCCUGACUCAGUGUUGCUCCAAGCUUUUAUUAAUACUGUAUUAAGUUCUUCCUUAACAACACACACAGACUGAACAAUAAACAGUGGUGUGGAGGGGAGAAGACGAGGGGAAGGUGGAACUGGCAAAGUAUCCAGUAUUCCAGCAGUUUGCAAAACUAUUGCCCUUACUAAGCAAAGUGCUCAAGAGGUUGGUGGUUAGCCAACUUCAGAUGCUCGUAGAGAAGACAGAUUAUCUACACACAGCCUGGCUUUAGACUCCAUUUUGAAACUGAAUUCGCCUUGGUCGCCCUGGCAAAUGGCUUCCUUCAGGAGCGAAAUUGGGAGAUGUAAUCCUGUCAAAUCUCUUGGACUUCUCAGUACCUUUUGAGACCAUCAGCCACAAUAUCUUACUGAAUUGGCUCUGUGGGUGAAGAGUAUGUGUCACAGCGUUACUGUGGUUCCUCUGCUUUCAGAUAUCAGCAUGGGGGUGUUCUUGGUGAUUCUUGGAUCUAGGUAUUGUGUAGAUGGCCAGCUCUUGAUAGGGUUGCAUUCAUCUGGAGAAACAGGAAUGUACAUAUUCUAGGGGUAUUCCUAGAUUAAACUUUGUAUCUGGAUUUGGAAAUGCAGGAUUGCAGUGUCUUAGCUUCUUGUAGCCUAUAAAUUACAUGUGAGAGCCCCUGUUAAAAGAUUUGUGGAAAAAUUGCUUAGUGCUAAUGUAUCCUCUUAUUUGAGGUACAAAUGUUGGUAUAUAAACUACGCUUCAGGCUGCUUCGCUUGCUUUUUUUGCUUUCACCUAAAAUUUGCUUUCUGUUUUGUCCAAACAGAAAAGAGAUUUCUUUUAUGUGGCAUAUAAAAGAUUAGAAGUGUGGUUAUUUAGAGCUCUGGGGUUUUUAAAGCAUAUUUUGUAGACUGUUUUGCAUAUAAUAGUUCUGCUGGAGCACCUAUGCAUUCUGUAAAAAUGGAUCUUAAACAUACAGUGUGUGUGGAGCAUACAAAUCUCAUGUUUGUAUGUGUGUAAUAUUUGGGAAAAUAAGAAUGAAAUUUUCAGAAAAAAAUGUUUAGUGAUCAUACUUGGAAUAGCAGGAUACCUCUGCACACAGAGGUAACUAUUUCCCCCCCUCUAUGUACUUUUAAUAUGCUGACUAGAAAUACUAAGAAUCUGACUUUACCCCCUCUUGUAUCUCCUGCAGAAAAACACUCGGAGAUCGUUUGCAGCUUGAAGAGAGAGUUGGUGCACUUAGCGUACAUGACACCACAGUAGGAAGUAAACAAGUUACCUUUAAAUUAAAAAAGGUAAGCUUAAAGUCUUAAUGGUGCACAUUAAUGCGGUGUUAAUUGCAAUGCAAUAGAAGGGCUAAGUCAGCCUUCUGGUACAACUUGGUUUGUUUCAAGGGCUGGGCUGUGUGUGCGUUGUGCAACUUCAGCAGAUUUGCAUACCUCUACUUGCUUUAUAUAAUUUAUUUCGUUGCUCCUGGCUGUGGGUAGGAGCAGUGAGAUAGGCAAGCUGCUGAAUCUCUGUAAGCUGCUGGAGGACUCUCCUAGGAAGCUAGGAAUUCUAUUCAGUCAUUUAUAUGGGAUGGUGAGGGGUGGUUGGUUUGAACCCAGCACAGCUCUAGCACAAACUGAAGGCACAAGUUGGGGGCGGAAGAAUGUUCCGCCCAGCAUCAAAUAUUUUUCUAGUGGUAUCCCCAACCUACUGAUGACUACACACUGGUGGUGAGAAGGAAAUUGGGAACAAAUGGAAACACGGGUGUCUUUAAACAAAGUGCCUUGCAGUAUAAUCUUGUACAUGUCUACUCAGUUCUAUAAGGCUUACUCCCAAAUAAGGGGGCACAGGAUUGCACCCUUAAUUGAGCUUGUUCUAUCUAUCUCUAUCUAUCUAUCUAUCUAUCUAUCUAUCUAUCUAUCUAUCAUCUAUCUAUCUAUCAUCUAUCUAUCUAUCUAUUUAUCUACCUAUCUAUCUAUGGUUGUUUUUAUUAGAUUUCCCCCCAAAUGCUCUUUCUUUCUUUCUUUCUUUCUUUCUUUCUUAAAAAUCAGAACAAACAAGGGGUACACAGGAUUAAAUAUAAUUAAAUGUGCUUGUACAUGAAACUAGAAGAUAAAGUUAAUAGCUUGCUGAUACACCCAAGACAACACGGCAGUAAUAAUUCUUGGGUGACCACUUAGUAAAUUGUGGCUUUUUUGGAUUUGACUAGAAUAAAGUAAUAUUUUCUCCAUCUCUCUUGGUACAUCAGUAUGGUUUGGAAGUGCAGUAUUCACGUGGGUAUUUUCUGCAUUGUUUUCAGUCAGAGCAACAGAAAAAGCAGCAGGAAGCAGAGAAACACCAUCAUCAAGAAAGACGAAAACUCAGGCGUUCAGCUGGCCAUCUCAAAAGUAAAAGAGGAAGAGGGCGGCCCUUCCAUUAA
Messenger RNA from Podarcis lilfordi (Lilford's wall lizard), 45083 nucleotides. The record is from the annotation of a GenBank genome assembly. Lineage: Eukaryota; Metazoa; Chordata; Lepidosauria; Squamata; Lacertidae.